AUGCCGGACCCACCAGCGAAGGAUCUUCUCACGUUCACAAUCGUAGAUGGAAAUGUGGUAGGUACACUGGUUAAUCGUAGUAAUGAUUAGCAUUAAAAUUAGUAUGGCUAAUGGCAUGAUUUCGAAUGCAAUUUGGUGUAAAUAAGCACGAGUAAAUUUUUCAAAGACAACAAAAUUGUACGAGUCCGUAGGGCAAGUGCAAUUUGUAGUCUUUGAAAAUUUUACGGAGGUUUACAUUACACCAAAUUACAAGAGAAAUCAUGUUAUUACUUGUUAAUAAUGUACAUAAAAAAACAUUGUAGAAAGCCAAGACAGACGAAAUUUUAAAAGCAUGCAUUUGUAUUUGUAACUUGCACCCAUGUUACAACUUUGCACUCUUGUUACAUGAGAAUGUAUUCGUUUUAAGCCAAUAAGCAGCGCGUAAUUUUUUCAUGUACAUUAUAAACUAAUCGAAAGAUACUGCUUUCAUAUCUGAGUCACAGGUUUAGUCACAAAUCGCCCUAAAAUCGCCCUAAAAGACUCUAAAGCGCAUGCUUCAAUGCAAUAUUUCAACACGUAGGCUUCACGAGCUUAUGAAAAAUCAUGUAAAAACUAGGUAAAAGGGAUAAAAAAAAAUUUCACAGCCUUUUAAACUGUCUUCCAUGGGAUAAAACUACGGUGAAAAUCGCUUAAAUACAGUUUACCUAUAUUUUGCCGCUGGUGGGAAGGUACAAGCGGAAACUUUACUGCCAAAAAAAUCAAUCUUUAAUGAUAGAAGUAGUUAAGUGUUUAUACAGUUCUUUAAAAGCUUUAUUCAUUUUGUUUCGAUUGACAAUUUUUCUAGCGCGGCAGGCAUAAUUCUCAUUUAAAAGUAUAUGAAAUGGCGAUUUUUGCCGUUUUUGCGCACGGCCACCUGUUUUAUUUGACAAAGAAGAGGACCAAAUCCAUAUUGCAAACCACUAUCAGUUUGUAGUCCAGUCAAUGACUUGGGUAUUUUUUUCCUAUUCAGGGAGACAAAUUUUACAUCGAAUUAUAUGGUGGCAGUGUAGUUGUCACCAAAAAGCUGGAUUAUGAGUCGAUCAACAACUACACUCUGAAAAUUCUUGCCAAGGUUGGUCGAGUCUCACUAACUUACAAGCGUAUCUUAGCGGGCCACUUAAAUAACAACAACAACAACAAAAAAAGCACAGAUCCCCCCACAAAAUAUAUGUCAUUCAUUCCUAAAUUGGAUCUUGUAGUAAGCAGACACAAUUGAUUUUUCUAAGAUUCUCUAAGCUGCCAUAGCCAUUUAUAUCAAAAGCAAUCAAGAGUUGCUGUAAUUUAGGAUUGUAGUUUGAUGGGGAUCGCACGAUGAAUUGUUCUGGUUUUGCAUGCCAACUAAAACCAACACAAACCUUGUAACUCGUGUUUUAUCGCGUUUGUAGUAGGCUAUUGUGUGUUUACUUUGAGUUUUCAAGGGCUUCAUAAAACAUGUCCUUUAGUCUAAUUGGUUGUUGUGAUUAUCUUUGGUUUGGUUUUAUUGACGACAACCAAUCUAAAGCACUCCUCUGAAAUUGGACAUGAUUUAUUGCAUUUUUUUCAUCAAUCUGCUUUAGGACAACGGGCCGGGCAAUGGACUUAAUUCAAGCACAACACUGAAUAUUCUCAUUGAUGACGCUGAUGAUCUCCCGGCCGAAUUUUCUCCUUCUUCAUACGAAGCAGAAGUGCCAGAAAAUGCAGCUAAGGUCAGGACGGAAUUAUUAAAUAGUAUUGAUACUAAUUCCAAGUUGCAUUUGUUAUGCACAAACUCAACUCUAGAUUAAAGAACGCUCUUUUUUUCUAAUUUCAAUAAUAAUAAUAAUAAUAAUAAUAAUAAUAAUAAAUCAGUCAAAAAAAAUAAUUGAUGCUAACCCACCUCGCAGAUAUUUUUCGUACACCUCUCUCACAGAGUUCUGCUCGGCGCGCUAACGUCAACGUUUUUUUUCACUGAUCUUUUUUUUACUCGAACGACGGACUUCGCCGAAAAGCAGGGGCUGCUUCUCUGCUCUAUUCUAAUUCAGCAUUUGAUAUAAAGAAGAGUCUUCAUCUACCCCAGAUGAUAGGUCAUUUAUUUUUCAGAAAUAUGUAUCUUGAUAAAUUUACUUCACGGUGAUCUCUUCCUCCACAAUUAUUUGAUGUACACACUUUACUAAUUAUAAAUACCAGAGAAUUACCUUGACAUACUUAUACCGAAAUUGUCUUUGCGCGUAUACUUCACUGUAUAGGGUUAUUACGUCACGGCUGUUACAGCACGUGACGGAGAUGAGAUGUUGGAUGCACCAGUGGAAUACUUCAUAGAUACAGGUAAGGAACCGGUUGCGGUUGUUAUUUAUCGACGGGGAGGAUUUUUCUUGUGUCGCGAUAAAAUUACCUGAUCUCCCCAUAAGGCUUUGUGGCAUUCUUAUGGUCCUCCCACAUUGGCAGUUAGUCGACAGUCAGUUUUCCAUAGUCCCCCUUCAUCCUCUAUGGGCGACGACUGAUCCCCUAUGUCCACAAAAUCUUGAACACGGAAACACGGACUAAAGACUGAGAAUCAUACACACGAUGACCUUUGAUGACUACUUACGCGUCUUGUAGGCUAUAACAAGAAAAAUAUUUGAUAAUGUUGUCCGAUCGCCUGGGUGACAUUGAUCCUGAAAAUGAAUGGUUUUGCUACAAGAGAGGAUUGAAUGUCAUCCUCAUCAGUGAUCGAUGAUGAUAUAACCUAAGCAGAAGUCAUCUUUAGCUUCAAGUUCCUAAACGCUGCAUAAUGAUGAUUUUCACCCAUUUCCCGGUGCGGAAAGACUUCUUCUGUAUUGAUUGAGUUUAUCUUAUUUUUCCUCUUUAAGAUACAAACCCCAACAGCGUAUUUACCAUUCUGGGCUCAUCUGGAGUGAUAACUGUGAAUGGCUCGUUGGACAGAGAGACUAGGGACUCCUAUAACUUAAGAAUUGGGGUGAGUAAUUUUCUGGAAAUGUCCUGGCUGACUAGUUAGGUCCAUUCACUUGCGUUAUUAUUCAUUCUCUGACCUCAGUUGGUGUACGAAGCAACAACGCGAUUCAUCCACCUCGACUGGGCCUGCAUCAGACCUCCCUUGCCUUUCCCGUAAUGUCUUCCCCAUCUGUCUCAUUCCUUCUCAACCGUCCGCCGCUACACGAUCUUUCGGAGGCCCUUCGCUCUCUUUCUCUCUGGCUCCCAAUGUAGAGCAGUCUUAUAAGUGUAAACCACUAGGCUGCUAACAUCAUCAAUUUAUCAUUCCAUAUUGAUGUCAAUUUAGUGGACAGUUUAUCUAUCCCCAGUCUGCUAAAUACAGCAUGUUUCGAAUUUACCAACAGUGUCUCUUGUGCCUGAAGAGGACUGGCUCGGCCGCUGAGAUAUGAAACACAAAGUCACCACAAAUCUACAUGGCAAUGUCUCUGUUUUCGUUUUCUCCUUCGCAGCUGUUUAGAAAAUGUGCCGAAACGAGACGCAGGAGAAAGCGUCUUUGCAUCACAAAAACGAGUGCGAUGAGGAGACUGAAAAAUUCUCAAUUUAACUCAAAUUUGUUUACAAUUUUCGUCUUGCAGGCCACUUCCACUCAUCAAAACCCUGUUUAUGCGAACGUAAAGAUAACUGUGAAGGAUGUAAAUGACAACCCUCCUGUAUUUAUCGACGCACCUUAUUCAGGAGAGAUUCUGGAAAACGCAUCACUUGGGAUGACGGUUAUGAGAGUUACAGCUGUGGAUAAAGACGAGGUAAAGUCGCACUGAUAUUUUCUCAGUAACCUCUCUUACUGAUCCGAUUUUGAUUUAGUUUUGUGAUGAUUGAAAAAAACUAGUUGUUUGUGUACAGUCAGUGGAAUGUGAUUUCAUCGUGGGUGACAAUUAAGGUGGCCUUGUAGCACUUUGGAUUUCGGGUUUAAAGGUUUUGGUUAGAGUACUGGCUGUUUCACUGCGUGGUGUUAGUGAGCAAAACACUCAACUGUCAUAAUGGUUGUAAAAGCAAACUAUGAGUGAGUCAUUGUUCUCCAAAAGCACCAGCAGCCGGCGUUUUCACUAGAUACUUGUUUGUGAAGACUUGUCUUGACCUGAAACGUUUGCUUAUAUUUUCGUAUAGAAUGGAUAGAACAAGAAAAAAAGGAAAGAAAAAUAAGUAAAAGCAAGAGGAAUCGAUGCUAGCGAAAUAAAUGCUCGUGCCCUUCGGGCACUCAAAUGAUUACCGCCAGAUGACCACUGUUUUCUAUGGCUGGUUACUAAAAGACCUGACGAUGACUUUGAUGAGUACCAGAAAAAUUUUGACUGAAAUGAAGCUUUUGAACUUUUGACGGUUGUCUCCCCUCCCAAUAAGUAGAAAUAGCGAUACUCCUGGUCACCUCUUGCUGAAUAAACCGGUAUAUGCUUCCAGCUCUUCCAGUGUGAGCUCCCUGGCUUUUAAAAGACUUAGCUUUCUGGCUUCAUCAUUUUAUUCAUGUUAGGGAAAUAACGCAGUGUUCUCGUACAGCCUGGAACGUGCUGGAGGAAAGUUUACCGUCACGCCUGCCGGGUAUAUCUUGGUAAACGACGAAAUCGAUCGCGAAACUGAGGAUGUACAUUCAUUUCAGGUCAGUACUACGACUUGAACUUAAUCCUUUUGUAAUAUUUGUGAGCGAUUAAAUAUGUGAGGAAAAAAAUUAUUAAAUCGAUAGGAAAAUGAACCUAAAACAAAACAACAACUAAACGAACAAAACAAAAACGGCAUCAAGAACAAAAACGACUAAGUGAGUGCGUUUCUUUUUUCUUUCCUAAAAGAAUAGUAGGGGUACGGUCGGGCGGCUACUAAUGCUAUUUCCAGACCUCUCUCGGUAAACUAAAAUGGCGUAAGAACUUCCUUGCGCCAACUGGCAACAUGCACCGCGGAAUUAUUUUAUGUCCGCUUUCCACGACCAUUCUGGGUUCCUAGGAAAAGCUCCUUAUAUAAGAAAAGCUAUCUACCUUCAACGUAUCUGCGAUUCGGUACGCGAUCCCUCGACGUGUUACCUACGAUGCAACCUCAAAGCGACAUGAUUUAAUUUGAAAUCUUAGGUGCUCGCAAAGGAGACUAAGACAUCGGAAAAGCGUCAAGCUGUGGCAUCUGUUACUGUUAAUGUCACAGACCUGAACGACAAUAAUCCAAAAUGUUCCCAAGCUGUUUACAGAGUUACUGUACCGGAGAACAGACCAACGAACACUUCUGUAGUGAAGGUGAGAUACAGAGUAUAAUUUUAUUCGCUGAAUUAAGAUUUGUUUCAUUUUUCCUUCGUUCUUUUUGUUUCCAAAGUGCACUAAAAGUUCAGGACCGAUUAUUGAAUUUGGAAACUUUCAGGUGUUGGAUCUAAGGGUUACGCGUUGAGAUCUGCAAAUAUCUCAGCCACGUUUUUUUAUUUGUUGAACGGUUUCUUUAUUCAUUCAUUUUCAUCUUGUAUUCCUUUAAAGUGCGGCAAUUUCACAAUAGGCUUUCCCAAGAUUUUAAUAACAAUUCGUAUGUCCCUCUGCGAAAAGAUACCUCAAAUCAUAGACAUUAUCAAUAGCUCACAAAUUACUUAGGUGCUGCACUGCAUUGUGUUACACUUCCUGAAGAUAUUCUGAAAACCAGAGUCUUGUCACGCAAUUUACGUGACAUCAACAGUUGAGCAUAAUUUGAUUGACGCUGAAUAUAUUUUUCAUAAUUUUUUUGAAAUUAUAGAUUACUGCAUCCGACCCUGAUUUGGGACCAAGUGGAACGAUCCGAUUUAGUCUUGUUCCAGAUGCUACUGAUCAUUACAAGUCUUUUGCUAUCGAUCCCAUUAACGGCACUAUUUAUACCACGGCUAGUUUUGACCGCGAGCACCUUGCGCUUUACAGGUUAACCACGCGCGCCACAGACCAGCCAACUAGCGGACAAGCAAGGUAGAAAUUGCCCUUCAAAUAGUAGACUACCUCCAUCCCUAGAUCAAUGUCAGUAUCAGAGAAACUGCGUACAUACCUCUCCCCUAAUCCAACAACAGUCGACUGACAACAAGUUAAGGUUAAUGUUGGGUUAGGGGAGGGGAAGGUGUGAAGUUGCUCAGACACUGACAUUGAGUUAAUUCCUCUUAAAAUUGCCAGCAAAAAUUAACAAUUUAUAAUAAAGGAAAAUAGUUACUGUAAAAUGACGUGACGUUCAAGUAGUGUAUACGAAAAAACAGGGAGAAAUGACGUCCUGGAGUUAUUCAGACUACACAUGUUCUCUUUUUUAUGACUGGAGGUGAAAUAAAUACCUGUUUUUAUGCAAAUGCCCAUUUACAACCUAUAAUUACAAUUUCUUUGCUGCAAAAACACUUGGGUUUAUUUUAUUGAAUCCUCAGCCGGUCCAUGUGAUGGUUACCUAAGGAAUUCCAAGUUAUUCUGAUCUUGUUUGAAUUGUGAAUGUAUAAUUCUUCUCUCUUUAGAUUCGGAGACUGCCAGGUUGAGGUAACCAUUGGUGAUGAAAAUGACAACAGUCCAAGAUUUACAAAUUUACCAAACGAGACAAGCGUGUCCGAGGGAGCAUCCGUAAACACUGUCUUUUACACGGUUCAGGUAAUGAUUUUCACCUAAACAAGUACAGAUCAUGACACUUUAAUUGCCAUAAUCUUUUUUUUUUGAUGUUGAUGAGAAGAAAAAUGAUGAUGACAGUUAUGGAAGUGGCGAUGAUACAGAUGUCGAUAGUGAUGUGACAGUAGAGAUGGUAGUGACAAUCUGAGUGGUCUUAAGUAGUCGUUUCACUUGAAUAUUGUUUCGUGAUUGGUCACAUCCCAGAGUACCCUCUCCCUGUUAUUGAUGACAAUAAUAGCAAUGAUAGCGACGGCGACGAUGAUAAUGAUGAUGACGGUAAUGGUAAUCGACCUGAUUGAUAAUCCUCUUAAUCAUUGACUGAUAAUGUAGACCGACACAAUAACAAAGAUCUUCAAAUGCACGCUUAGACCGUUUUCCCAAACUUUAUCCUCACUGAUCAUUACCAUUUUUUGGUGUAAAAAUCCAUCAGCGAAUACCCAAUCGAUGUGAAGUCGCUUCAAGCAACUGACGACCUAGAAAGAUCGAAAGUCGCGAUGGAUUAACAGUAUUGACAUUGCAAUGUUUUUGUUUGUUAGGCCGCUGAUCCUGAUGAAGGUGUGAACGCUAUUGUAAGUUACAGUAUUUCCGCUGGGAAUAUUGACAAUGCUUUCUCUUUGAAUAUUAACAGGUAAAAGCACCAUAAAAUUCAUAUAAAUAUCUAUAUUUGCCAAGAAUCAUCCUAGAAAAAGCUAUUUGAAGCUUCUGUGGCUUUAUAGAAACAGACUUUUCCUUAGUACAUUUUCAUCCAAUCACCCAUGCUUCGUUUGUCUGUCGCAGUAUAAUGUGUGGAUCCAAGCAAAAUUAUUUUUCUAACUGAUCAAGGUCCUCAUGGACUGAGAAGUGGGAAGAAAACUAAUCGAAAGAGUUGUGAACAGAUAAUCAUCCGUUUUGAGAUAAUUGUACAUUUUUUAAAAGCGAGGUCAUAACCACCUCAUUUUUGCAUGUUUUGUUGCUAGUUUUUGCUGCUUGCACUCUAUCCGAAUGUAAGUUUUUUCGUAGAGAUUUAUUAUGAAAAACUUCCUUUUGAUCUGUCACGGCAGAAUAACGUCUUAUGUUCUCUAAUUAUUCUUAUAAGUAAUGCUUGCCCAGCACUCAAGAUUGGACGUGAGUUUUCUCAGAGAUCAUAACCAAGUCAUUCCAAAAAUUUUUUUUACUUUUGGAUUUUAGCGGAAGUCUCUCAACUCUUCGAAAGCUGGACAGAGAAACUAGUGCCCAGUUUUCUCUUCAAAUUACAGCCGAAGAUGGAGGAGGAAAGGUUAGUAACGACAGAUGGAUAACUCAGAGAUUGUUUAAAGAUGAAAUGCUUAAGGUCCGAGGCGUCUCUCCACCUUUUGAGCUUCACUUUUGAAUUCUUUACAAGUUUCUGAUGUAGCUUUGUUUUUGUGCAACCCCUCGACAGCAACUAGAUUUACGAGGAAUGUUAUAAACAGGAAAUUUAUCGCGUUAACUUAAAAAAAAAUUGUGUUUCCAUUAAUUUCGAAGUUUUUGGGUUAUUUGAUUAGCGCGCGGCGAAUAUGACACGACAAAAACAAGGGUUUAGCGGAAGGAAAAGAAGUCCAGGAGCGCCCGAGAUCCCCCCAUCGUAAGCCUGUUUUUGACGCAUUAAGUUAAACACGGCGUGGAGGUCGACAUGACAAUCUGACGAGUACCCUCUGUUUGUCUAAGUGUAACCCUUUGAAAAAUCCUGGCUCCACCCUUGUGCAAUAAUGUCUCAUAUAAAUGUGUGGAAAUUUUCACUUUUAUCUCUGAGAUGGCAUAGACUAAUACUCCCGUUCAAAUAAAAUUAAGCUGAGCGAUUAUUUUGUAAAUGAGAUGGGGUAUAACAGAAGAUCGGGAUUCAUUUAUUAAUAAGCCGUGAGUUAGUAAAGACCAGCCCCUACACCCUCCUAGACAGGAGGUUUCUUUUGUAAAAAUCUGAUUCCAUCUCAACAGUCAACAACAAAGAGUCUGGUUGUUCAUAUCUCGGAUGUCAACGACAACUCGCCGGUAUUCACCGAACCAGACGGUUAUUACUUUUCGGUGGACGAGGGAAAAGCUGGUUUAACUGUCGGAAUGGUCAAGGUAAGUGAGAGUGGGACGUUUUUGAUUCUUGUUCCUGUUAUGUUCAAUAACGGCUUCAGUUUGGUCCUCACGAAAUCAUUUUUUUUUGUUUCAGUUCAGUUUUUUUUUCAGUUUCAAUACCAUAUCACACAUCAAACUUGGCUGUUGAUAUUUAAAUUUCUUACUUCUUCAGGCAAUAGACACUGACGAGGGCAUAAAUGCAGAAGUCACGUACAGCCUUAAGUCCGUACAAGAUUACUUGAAGUAAGAUUUUUAUUUAAAAAGAAUGAAGGUGGUCAAGUUAAGGCUCAUGCAUUUGGCUAUAAUUUGAAAAAGAAACUCAAUCCAUUAAUAUGAAGAUCUAUGAAUUCAUGUUUGAUACAUAAAUCCAUUUAGAUACAGCACCAUAUUGAAGUAAUAUUUGCCUCUAGUCGCAACUAGUUUACCAAGCAUUUCCGUGCGACAUAAGGUAAAUAUAAUAACAAUGUGCUAGUUCAGAACAUGCAUUUCAUUUCUAUCUUUAAUUUCUAUCUGUUUCUCAGUCAUUCACUGAAAAAAAGCUCUUCGGUUUCUUUCCAGAUUUACCAUUGACCAGACAUCUGGUGAAAUAAAGACAACUACUGCAUUAGAUCGUGAGUCUGGUGACCAACAUAACAUCCGGGUUCUAGCCAAAGAUAAAGGUCUUUCUAAUCUCCAGGCUGAAGUUCAUGUUGUGAUAAACGUCUCUGACGUCAACGAUCAUAGUCCAGUAUUCAGUCAGCGGCAUUACUUUGUAGCAGUGGAGGAGCAACUUCCCGCGCAUGUCAUCUUGAAUUUGACGGUAUUUUGAGUGGCCUGGUUUUUUUUCAUGUUUUAUUGGAUUUAUUAAUCCAUUUUAAUUAAUCAAUAUCGUUGUUUUAUGUAAUAUACAGAAUUUUUGAAAGUAUUGUUAUUCCGAAGGAAGGCCUAAUAUAUCAGCUCGCUAACCGUGCGUGGUACUAAUUCCGACAGCGUCCGCCUGAUCCUUUACUAGAACCUAUCAGAACUUCCAACUUACUUCCUUAGUUUGUUCUGAACUACUGUAGCUAUUGUAAAACCCUUGCCUUGUCAUAGGCUGCCUAGGCUUCUUUGCAUAUUCAUUUGGUAGCAAUCGUUUUUGUAGGGUUUUUAAUGUCAGUUCUUUCCUCGGCAUACGCCCGUCUGGACGUAAGCACCUAGGUGGUAUCCCCGUCCCUUCUUUGAAUUGUUCCUGUCAUAAAAUCGCAUUGGCAGAAUAUUCAAAGCAAGAUGAAUUACAACCAACCGUGGAAAACGGGGCAAAAUACCAGCUUCUCUAGACGACCGAAUGGUACUCCUGGAGCUCGAAAAUUUGCUGUUUUACUAAUCUAAAAGUUAUUUACAUCGUUUGCUUUCGUUGCGCAUGUUUUUUUUUAACUGAACCAACUAAUGUAACUUCGCUAUAUAGGCAACUGACCGAGAUAUUGGCAUCAACUCGGCGUUCUUGUAUUCAAUACUUUCUGGAGAUGUUGACAACAGUUUCGCCAUCGAUCCUGCCAGCGGUGCUCUUUCCACAACACGACCCUUAGAUCGAGAACAGCAGGAUUCCUACAUCUUAUUGGUUCGUGUGUCCGAUCUCCAUGGUAACCACAGUUAUGGAGUGGUGUUUGACGAUUCUACUGUGGUUCAAGUUGUCGUCGAGGUAAGGCUUUCCUGAUCCCUAUUUUCUUCUAUGGUCGGUGCACUUUGGGAUAAAAAUCACCUUGCUUUGGUAAUGCUAUCGUCACUGACGAUGAAUUCAACCCAAUCACAAUGAUGAAAGUGAUAUCUUGAGUAUUUCUUUUGAACAUUGGGCUUCUCAUGCAAGUAAACGCCACACCUACGUAGAAAGUAGAGAGCCUAGUAUAAGACCGUGGUACACUUCUACUGUCACCAAAGGGUUUUCACCCAUUAACCCCUACGAGUGUCUGGCUUCUAAUUUCUCCAUACAGUAUCACCUUUAAAUCAAAUGUACAGGUCAUGAGAAUAAAGGAAAUGAUCAUCAAUGUAGGACGCUCCUGAUUGUCAAACAAAUUCUCCUCGUCAGUACCAUAGGAAAUGUUAAGAGAACAGCGUGGAGAAUAUGAAAGAUAAUUUUAGGGGGGAGGGGGGGAAGGGGGAGAAGGGGGAAGGGUGACAGCAUCGGAGAUACGCCCCAGAUGCGUAUUUGGAGAAUGUCGCUAAUGAGCCCAAAGGGAAGACAAAAUUGAAAUUUCAGGGUCCGCAGCUCAGGACGAUACCCUGUACUGCAUUUUAUGCUUCCCAUAACAACGGAAAGCGGUCAUUUUUUUUACUGGUCUUAAUGUCGCUUGCACGCGAGAGAUUUAAGAUUGUAGGGCGUAUCGAUGUCUCGCAGUUUUCAAUCUUGAAUUCCCUUCCAAUAUGAAAUGGACGGCUGUAUGAAUGUAUGGAAAAUUCAUUUUUUUUCUUUAGAAUACAAAUGACCACAGACCAUUGUUUGCAAACCCUUUGUAUCACGUUGAAAUAUAUGAAAACAUCACUACUGGUACCGCCAUCUUACAACUCUCUGCCCAAGAUCGCGAUGACAAUGUAAACAUGGCUCUGAGAUACUCCAUUGUCAGCGGUAAUAACCUUGAGAGGUUCUUCAUUGAUGUCUUUAGUGGUAUAAUUUACGUGAAGAGUCCCAUUGACAGAGAUCCACCGAUGAACGAGAGUUCUUUCUUACUCACGGUAAUAGUCCAUUUUCUUGAUUUUGAAUUAUUUCCGCUGUCUUAUCGUGGACUCAACGUUACAAAACUGUUAGCUUCGUAAUCUCUUUCAAACUAAUGUCUACUUUUUCUUGUUUUCUAGAUCAUGGCUAAAGACCAAGGAAAAAUUUCAUUAAACUCCACCACAAGGGUGAGGAUUACCAUAGCCUAUAUAGAACAUUUGAAUGUGCUCAGAUGUUUGGUUCAGUUUCUGCGAUCGGGAAGAAGCCGGCAUGUAGGAGAGUUUUUUUUCUUUUCACUUAUUUGUAGAACGUUACUUAUUAGGAACGUGUCAUAACCUGAUGGAAAGGAUCUGGAAUCUUUUAUUCUCAGCGAAAAAUUUACAAAAGUAAUUUUGCAUUUGUGUGCUUUGUUGCUAAGCCUUUGUACAGGAGCGAAGCUUUUGAUGACCUUGUUUUUUGUGGAGAAGAAACGACAUAGCACGAUAACAGAGGAAUUUAAAACUUUAAGCAACAAAAUUUAUACCUAAAGAGUGUGACCUUUCGCCUCCCUUCCAUCCAAGUCGUCGCUUUUCUUGUCUAAUGUACUAUUUUGUUUUCCACUAUUCAUUUUCUCUUUAAACGACAGGUUAGUAUCACUGUGUUUGACGUGAAUGACAGUCCACCGUAUUUUGAAUCUGGUAGGUCAUGUAAUACUUACUAAGACUGAGUUGUUUUUGAGUUCGAUCACCAACCUUUUUAAACUAAUCGUUACCUUGGCACUUAACCUAUGUUUGAACUAAUCAAGCCCUGAAAAUGUUAGCCCGGCCAUUUUUCCAAUCUCCUUUUGGGAUGUAUUUUUUAAUUUUCGUUCUAAGCUAAGAGCAAAGAGGAGCACUAGUCAACUUAGUCACUUCCAAAUGGAUGAAGCUGUGCAUAUCGUACCUAUGUUAUUUACUGGAUCUUCUUUAAAAAGAUAGAGAAAAAGAAAGAAUUUGCAACUAUGCUUCAAGCAAAGUAUUCUUCUCUAAAACGAUAUUCUCUUUAUCCAAUCUUCCUCUGCAGUUGUAUGUUCACGGCUAUCAUGAGUCAUGAUAACCGUGUCCAUACUACUGCGUAACGCAUUCUAUGUCCCACUGCCUUAAUCAGGCUAUUAGCUGUGUACAUCGUAACGCAUUCUUUGUCCUACUUUAUCAGUUGUAUACACCGUGACAGUUCUAGAGGAUACCCCCAAAGGAAUUGUUGUUUUACGUCCUGUAAGUAACGACCGAGAUACUUCCACCAAUCAAGAGCUGAGUUUUGCCAUCACUUCAGGCAAUGAUCAGGUGAGCAAGCGUUGCUUUUCUUGGAUUAGUUAACAUAAGGAAUACUGACAGGUAACUCUCACAAACCAGUUAUCUGCAAGCACAGCUUCAUAACCGACGCAGAUAAUGUUACAAGUGAUUCCUUUAUGUAUCCUACAUCGAAGAGCAAAGACGAGGACUGGAUGGUUUUGUGUACUUGUCGCUAGAGUUUUUACAGUCAUCUUCCCUGCUGCCCGUGUAUGCAUCCGUGUAUGCUGCCCGUGUAUGCAUCUUUUCAUCCUUUCGAAUAUUUUUUUGAUAACUCCUCCUCUUUCUUCUGUGGAGAGAAUUUAUCCACCAUUCAAAAGAAUCCUUCUCUUAGUCAACCUUUAAUGAUACCGCAGUAAAAAUUUUCUUUUUGGACUAGAACUAUUUUUUUUAAUCAUAGGUUCCUCCUCAGUUUACUGUGGACGGUUCGAGUGGCGUUAUAUCAAGCCACCAACCGUUUGAUUACGAUGUAAAACCAAACACAUACACACUGACCCUUACAGCCACAGACAAAGGGAUGCCUCCGCUAUCAGGGUCAGUAUUUUGGUGUUGCCCGAUAUGGCCCUAAAUAACAAACUUGAUUAUCUUAAAGGAUGUGAAAUAUCUAAUUUUACCCAACGAGUAGGAAGGAAAAAAGAACCUUUCGUUGCCACCCUGAUGCGUCCGCUUACGUCAGUCUCUUUUAUCUUUUAACAAUGUAUACUAGCAACCCUAGACAUAGACUAUAAAGAAAUAGCAAACAAUUACUGGAUCACUUUCUUAUCGGGGAAAGCUUGAGGAAAGCACUAGAGACAACAGAACUUAAUCACAAAGUCUAACAACGAACUACCAAUUGUCUAUCUCUCCUGGAAGAACUGAUAGAGAAGUGUGAUCUCCGUCCAGAUGACCAUAAUGGCUACAAUAUACAGUUAAUCUAGUCUUACAUAUCAUUUCUUCUAGGAAUACCACAAUUAUAAUUGAACUUGAAAACGUUAACGACAACACUCCUAUGUUCACUCAGAAGAAGUUUCUCUUCAGCGCGUUAGAGGUGGGUUUGAAAUAUGAGACAUUAGUCCUCAACACGUAUCGUGGCCUGAAUCCUCUGAUCCCCUCCCCCAGGGGAAAAAUUAGAAGGACUGGUACCUUAGUUCUGGCUUGAAGAAAGAUUUGAACUGAAGAAAAAUCUCAUCUAGGCUCAUUAAAAGACAACAUCAUGUAAUGCAGACUUCGUGUUGUUGUUCAACCGGCUACCUAAAUCAUGUUACACUGUUUUAGCUUCGCGUAUGGCAAAUUGUUCAAAACUGGUCUCUAAAUCAAUAUCGAUCGUUUAUUCGCGAACGGAAUAUCUUAAUCAUUUUGUGUUCUUGUAUACUGUUUUCUUUCGUGAAUAAAUCUAAGAUCAUUGGAAGAAUUCAUCCUGUUACUUACUUCUCUGGAUAUCAGGGCUCUUACGUGGAUAGCAGCAAAGUUGUUGGUGAAGUGACUGCCGUCGAUAAAGAUGAAGACGAUAAGAAUUCUGCCUUUGGUGAAUUAAACUACGAAUUUGUGAACCAGACAAGUGAGUUUAUUACUUUAAACAUUGUUUAAAUUGUUAGUCCUCAUCACUGUAGUUGUUUGACGUUAUUGGAUCAUAUCUGUUUCCUUUAUGUCCCACAUUUUAGCGAGAUAACUGAAAUCUUCUGUUUUUUCGCUAGUUGGAAUGACUCUCAGUGUAUUAAAAUAAACCUGGCAGUGGUUAUUGUUACUAGUUCACGCGCAUACUCUUUCGGUUUUUGAAAAAUCAAUUUCCACACGCGAACUCGAAUUAAAAUUGAGACUUCAAGUGUUCACAGCUAAAACGACUUAAAUCUAUCGGCGGUACAUUGCUUAUUCUGCCUUACGCUCUUGUGCUAAGAGCAAAAAAAAUCUUUCUCUGCAGUUUAUUUUGAUGAGAAUCGGUGAGAAUGUAAAGAUAGGUGUUGAACGUAAUUAGAGGUUUGAUUUGCCUGUCCAAGACGUUCAGUUAUUAAAACGGAGUGCAACAGUGAAUAAAUGUCACGAUAGUAACGGCGGAGCGAAAAAAGCGGGAGGCUUGGGUUUGGUCGCGAAAGGAUCACGACACUUAUUGCAAAGUGCCAGGUUUGUAAUGGGGCGUUGCUUUUUUUUCUUUUUUUCAUAUACUCUAGGUUUUUAUCGUGACCACCAAUGGCCACUUGACCGUGGGGAUGGUGGCAAGGUUCUGGACAUACGCGGUGGUAUCCAAGGGGAGUUAAAAAACGGUGCGAAAGUAGUCUUUGACCCAGACCUCGGCAAUGUGGUGUCACUCGAAGCAUCUGAGGGGUGGUUACUAAUGGGGGACUUUAAAGGUAUUUAUUUUCUUUCCCAUCCUAUCACAUAAGUAUGCUUUCCUGUCAGCUGUCUCUUCUUUUCUUCAUGUUAAUACAACUAACUCAAUUCAUAGAAAAGUGAAAAAAAUGUCUACCUGGCUGGAAAGACAUUUGUAAUUUUAUCUCUGAGUGAAACACUUUUGUUGCAUGAUUGUUUGGUUGGGGUCAAAGGAAGUAAACCGACGGGGUUUGUGUUGAAACAUUUCUUUUAACCAUUGCUACAAACAUGACCUUGAAUGAAGCCCUGCCAGCUAGCAAAAGCUCCAGUGAUAUCGAUGGAAUACAUAACAGGAUAAUGAUGGUGAGGAAAGAAAUCUAUAACCAGUGGCGGAUCUAGGGCCCCCCCCUUAUUUUGAGUAAAAAAAAAAGGAAUCGCAGAUGAAAGGAAAGCCCGCAGGGCAAGCGACAAAAAAACCGCUUCCCUCCCCCCCCCUUUAGCUCAAUGUCUGGAUCCGCCUCUGGUAACUAAGUGUUGCAGCCCCCUGGCCAAGUAUUUUCGCCAUAAUUCGACCUUCCAGUUUUCUCUUGCCUUUGACACUUGUAUUUGUAUUUUAAGUGUUUCUGCACAUCAUAAAAACAAGACGAUAUCAUUCUCGCGUAUGAUUCAUUUGGUAAAGAAAUCUAUCCGUGCGUAGCUUCCAAUGACCAACCUUCACCAUCUCGCUUCACGCUUAGUUACUCGAGUCUUUCCAAAUUCGUUUUGAUUUCAAUUGCGCCUGCGUUAAUGCAUGUAAAGCACCACAAGUAUAAGAUCAAUAAACUGAAAGAUAUAAAUAUCUCUAUCAUCAACAUUAAUGUCGAGGUCCGGACGGUGGAGGGUUAUCCAUUAGAAUUGAACACCCCUCCUCCUCUCCUUAGACCUCAUGUGUAUUUUGCCAUCUGUCGAAAGAUCCUUACAGAUUGGAAAAUAAAUUAUUGAUUGUCAGAAUGUAGUUCUUCCGAGCAGUUAUUUCACUGGCAUCUAUAAAAGGCAUAUCUUGCAAUUGAAAUAUUCAUCGACUGCAUAAGGCAACAAGUAUGCUCAGAAAAAUGGAAAAAAAACAUGAGAAUUAUAGGCUCGAUAAGAAUGAAAACUUCUUACAUUACGCUUUAAGCAAAUCAAAUGUUCCGUCGUAAUCCGCUCGAGCAAUAAAUCAACGAACCUUGUCAAAACAAUCAAACAAAUUCGAUGUUUGAAUAUGCUAUUGACAGGAACUUUGCUGCAAAUCCCGGCCUGCGUUAACUUUGAACUGUACCGAUAGGAAUUGUAAUAAGCUUCAAGGCAGCCCUCAAAACCAGGGAAUAAAAUCAGGGAAAUGUUGCUACGAAAAAAAUAGAGUCAUUUGAUAGUUUCAUCUGCACCGUCAGAGAGAAAUUCAAAUUAGUGUGUUAUCAUUUGGUUAGCGAGAAAAUUCAGCUGUUCUGACAUUCUAGUUCUUGGCGCUAAACGUAAAAUUUUUUGUCAUUUUUGAGGUUGAAGAAUUUAAGAGAAAAUAUCAAAAACAGAAAGAAGUUUCAAAGGGAAUACUAAGAAGGUAGUGCAAUGUUUUAUUUCAAACAUUCUGCGGCCUUUCGAAAACGGAAGCGGAAGAUCUCUAGUGAUUGCGUUAUCUAUGACGUCAGGUGGUUACCCAGGUUACACUUGGUCCUCGGUUUAUUUGUUCCAAAACGUGACUUUCAUGCAAAUACGACUCAUAGGCUGUGAUUACUGAGAACCUUAUUUCGCUCGAUCUUUCGAAAGUAAGCCGCAAUGAAUACAAUGAUUUUUAUAAUUCUACCAGUGGAUUUAACUUUCAUCAAAACUGAACUAGUUUUACAUUCGGUUGCUUCGAAACAAAUUUUGAGAAUUUUUUUUUUUGUGGUCUGUCAGAGCAUAAAAAAUUUGUAUUCAGUUCGCGUCUAUUUAGCAGGUCGACCUUUAUUGUGUCGUAAAGUUACAUGACAUCGCUGAAAGAUCUGAACGCGUUUUUUAAGGAGGUCCUGAAUAAAGCUCUGAGGAAGCUUAAGAGGCCUGAUUUGAAUUCUACUAUGAGAUUUCUUUAAUUCUACUAGAAUUUAGUUUGAGUUUUUAUUUGCUCAGUCUCUAACAGGAAGUCAAGAAUUAGACCGCAAGGUGACUCAGGGGCGGUAGAUCCGAAUAACCGAAAAUGUUUUCGGUUUUUUCCCUUUAAUUUUGUUUCGUCAGAUAGCAUUGAAAUCUGUUUCGUUUGGCCAGAAUUGAUUGGUCGGAAAACGCAGAGGCCACACAGAGGGAACUAUUGUCUAUACUGCGCGUGUUCACAUAUUAAUAUCCAAUAUUUUGCACCACAAUUAUUGAAUCGUCAGGGGAGGAAGUUAUAAAAUCGGCGUGACCUGUAGUCUUUAUCGAGGUCCGUGUGAGAAGGGUUCUCAAUCCUCCCUUAUACCCUUCUCAUAACUUGACUUCCUAUCUUAUUUUCAACUAUCUUUUCCUUUUCGUGUUACUUCUUUCAAAUUUAUAAUUGCGAAUGAAAAACUGAAAGAUUAGUGUUUAUUCCGAUUGAGAAAAUGAACAUAAACCAAUGCAUGUUAAAAGAAUCACGUUGCCUGUAUAAAAGUAAGAAUGAAGUUAAAAAACAUUUCACAAAGAAAAAAAAAAACGAACAAAAACAAAAACGGAAAUAAAUGAUAAAUGGACGUUGAAUUUUAAAGGAGCGAAUAGGAAGCUACUGUUGCUAUGGCUUCCGCUCGGCUGCUUCGAACGAGUCUCUUCCUUAAUACUUAGUCAGACACCUUGGGUUUUCCCUGAAAAUUAUUGAAACAUGUUAAAGAAAUAAGAAAAUUUUGAUACGGUUAUGACGGAAUCCUUACGUGUAUCUCGUUCUUAUAACACAAACGAGUCAACCACACAAAGUUUUUUCAUCGCACCGUUUUAUGAACCCUUACCAGCGCGUGCGUGAGGAAAGCCAUAUGUUUAUAUACAUACCAUAAUCACCGGAUAGUCUAACCUGAACCAUCUAUAUACGUUAAGUCACACCAGAUAUGUCGAGGUCCGGACGGCUGAGGGUUAUCUCACAUGAAUCCGACACCCCUCGCCUCUACUUGACCUCAUCUUUUCGAUUUUGCUCUUCAUUUCCUUCUCAUAAAGUGAUUUGUCUUUCAUUCGUCUUCUCAAGCAAUGUUGCUAGAUUGAUCUGGCGUCUUGUAAGGGUUUGCAGAUUACUUGGAGGGGAAUGACACGCUUCAGAAAUCAUGAUUCCUUCAGGAUGCGUUUCUCUUCACAUCAUGUUUUGGGACAAGAUGAACCUACUGAAAGCCACCGACGUAUUCAAAAGGCCUCAUUAGCUAAAAUCUCUAUUUCAAAUGAAAUUGUGUUUAUGAUCAUGCCAAUAAGUUCACUAAUGAUAUCUGCAUUACAAUAUAGAGAUAACGAAGGAAGGAGUAACCACAGAAUUUUCUCUUGCGGUAGAUAUUUAAUGUAAAAGAUCUAAAUACAUUUUGCUCAAACAGGAACAUUUGUAAUGAUUUCAGAAACGCUUGUGUAAGGACGAAAAGACGAGUUGAAUCAGUCAAUGAUAGUAAUGCGUGACCGACAUCUAAAAUGAUAUGUUCCCCUCGUGAAUAAAUGAUCAAAUCUGGUGAGUCAUGAAUAAAUAAAGAUUCGAGUCGAGGUUUUCGUCACAUCCGUAUCUAUCCAUUUUACGGGGAAUUUGUAGCACAGAUUUAAUUUGAGAUGUUUUUAAAAUAAUUUUCUCCUUUUCUUACUGACAAGUUUUCGGUGUUUGUGUAUUUAUGACUUUAAAUUACUUCAUUUCCUCCUUCGUUAUGCCAGCGUGUGUUAUUCAUGCAUUGCUUGCGGGUUCAUGGGUGCUCACGAGUAGUCACGCUUAAAUAGUCACAUAAUCACAGCGAUGUUUUUAUAGGUUGAUUUUAGCGGCAAGUUUCUUGAAUGGUCUUUUGAUGGCUGUGGCUGUUGAUGAAUCUGCUUGGACCCUUGUGAAAAGAUAAAAAUGCUAAGGUUUUCAUUUGAUGAAGUCUGCCUCUAAAAUGCCUUCAUUAUUCAGGCUUGUCAGAUGAUUUAGACCCUUAUAUUUUAUGCCAGAGUUUCUACUAGUUUCCUUCUAAAAGGAUGGUUACUGCAGCGGAAUGGGUUCCACUUUUCUCACGGCUUACCAUCCCAUCAGCACCAUGCUUCUUGUUGAAAUAAACGCGUUUAUCUUUAUAGCCGUGUUUGUUAUUGCAAAAAUUUUUAGCCUCUUCCAGGCUUUUACUGAAAUUGUCAACUUCGAGUGGAGGCAAUAUUCUCUUCUCUUUUCAGAUAUUUUGAAGGAGAAAUCUUUUCUUGCCUUUGUAAGAGAUUUGCAUUUCUCUCUGAUUUUGUUUUCUGAAAUGGAACAUAAAAUUCCUGAGUCGCAGCUCAUUCUGUUCCGCCUUUUCCUGUUAUCUUUUUUUCUUUUCAUAUUUCCUUUCCCGGAAGUCGGAGGAAGCGUGAGACUUUCUUUCGAUUUAUAUAUUGUAAAAAAGAGUGACAUCUUUAAAUUAAUGUUGUGGUGAUAAAAUGAAUUUUGAGAAUGUCAUGGAGGGCAUUUGACAGUGGCUUUGGAAGAUUGGAAGCUUUGACAAUAGCGUUCGUUUUGGCGCUUUAUUCCCAUGCCCCGCUCUUUCUUUCCGAGUCUUGUGACGUAUAGUAGCUUUCCAAGCCUUACAGGACUGAGGAAUUUAUCAGUGAGGUAUUCUAUAGUCAGUUAAAACCUGAUACAGGCAAAAAAAUAACAUCAUCAUCAACAACAAAAACACAAUUAUUUGCAUCAUGUCUUAACUUUCGUACUACUUUCUAGAUGACUGCAUUAGUAACCCGAGUUUGUGCGUAGAAGGACUCUCCAUUGCUUUCUGGCUGAAGUUCGUCUCUGGUCAGUACGUUAUAUCAUCAGGCGGAGCAUCAGGAUUUGCCACAGGAUUCGAUUUUUAUCGGGAGUCAGCGGCUGGUAACUUUAGGCUGAUUUUGGAAACCUCCACCAGUGAAUGGAGUCUAAAAGUUAACACCAUACCAAGGGUAAGAUAUGGUAAAUCAAUCUUGGAACAGUAUCCGACUUUGUUUACACGAGAACAGAGCACUUGAACAUCUAGAUUCAGAAAGUUACUGCCUCACAGAACCAGUGAGAUAUCAAAGCAAAUGUACAGUAACACCUUUCAUUAUCUUGUUGGUCGAGACUUCCAGUGGAUAGGUUCAGAUAAAGUUUCAGGAUAAUUUGAGUGUUAUGCUUUUGAGUGUCAUCCCUGAAAUCAUGGCAUUAUGGCGUGACUUGCAAAAUGUUUCGUUAUGCUCAAGUUUUUAAUUCAGAAUUAUAGCUUUUAAGAGCCUUCUCCUCCACUCUUACCACCAACAGUCACAACUUGCUGAAAAUAAAAGGCUUAUCCGGCGAAGUCCAGUCAGAACAUAACAUUUCACGGGAUCAAAUUCCUCUGACUAUAGUAUUAUGCCCAAAAUUAUGUCGACAUAAAUUAUCUGACCCUAGCAGUGGAGCAAGUUUUUCAGACCAAACACAGAGCGAGGUGAAGCAAAAGAAAAUCUUUGACCACUUUCAAAUUGAAUAAAGUUGCCUUUAUUGAUAUUUAAAGGAUUGGUUUUACUUCACUUUUACAUGGAGUGUCGAGGCAGGGUUACGGUACUUUCAAGACGGACAACUGAUUGCCUCUACCCAGGCCUCAGAGGAUAUAACACGUGGAAGCGAUAUUUUCACCCUUUUGAGCAUUGGAAAACCUAACAAUGUUGAAAGUCCGCAGUAUUAUGGAAACCUAUCGGUCAGCGAUCUUCUCAUUUGGCGCAAGCGCCUUAAUGACGAAGAAGUGCUGCAUUCUUACAAAAUAUCACGUGAGUGUUUACAAAAAAUAUUGCAUAUACUUUACUGUAGUUUACAGUCAGUCAUUUGUCCUUCCCUCAGAAUCCAUUUGACCCGGCUAGUUGCUCUGUGGGCCAGUCAGUUAAGGUUAUACAAAAUUAUUGAUUGAAAUUUCAGGACAUGUUACAGGCAAAGAAAUGCCAAGCUCUCCCCAGUACAAAGGUAAAUUCGCGCUUUCGGACAACGGAGUAGUAAGUGCUAUUGGAGUAUUGGAUCGAGAGACCAAGGCGAACUACAGUUUCGAAGUACGUGCGCUCGAUUUAGAUCCAUUUCACCCUCGAUACAAUACAACCGUCGUGGAAAUACAAGUCUUGGAUGCGAACGAUAACCCACCGGUAUUUAGGAACGGAAGCUACCGCGCUGAUAUUCCAGAGCAUUCCAGUGUAGGAUUUGUGGCGUUGCAGGUGAAGUGAAAUAAGCAUAUCUGUUCAAUCUUCGCAGAUGUAACUUGCAUAAACAAUUUUUGCAUCUCAAAGUUGUGUCUCUGGUCGUGGAAUUGUUACAAUGCAUCACAGCAAUUGUACUCAGGAUUUUUUUUUUUGGGUGCUAACAGUCAAAGUCCGUACUUGAGCCUAGUUGUACAGCAGCUUAUCCCGUUUUCCAUAUUAUGAAGCGAAUAGGAAUAUUGGCACUCCUCCUACUCCGUCUAUGAAGACGAACAAUACCUCUAGUGAAACUGGGAUGAGCCUCGGCAUUGGUGUACCACUAGAAUAGACAUUUCUUAAUAACGAUGAUGUUUUGAACGAAACACUUUUUGUUAGGUUUGGGCAGAUGACGCUGACCAGGGUUUGAACAGCGUAGUGUCUUACAUGAUAGUCAGCGGUAAUGUAAAGGAUGCGUUCACUAUCGAUGAGAAGACGGGAGAAAUUAAAGUCGCCAGGGAUCUGGACCGAGAAGAUAUAUAUCAGUACGUGCUGGGAGUGGAGGCCAGUGACGGUGAGAAAUCUCUUUUAAGAUAGGCAGUGAAAUGUAAAAAUAGGUUAUGAUAAAAAGGAUUUUAGCAGCGUUCAAGGCGGAAUUGAUACUGCUAUUUUAAAGUGUUCGUCACACAAAGAAAAGGAGCAUUAUAUUUAAAAUCAGAAAGAACGCCCAUAUAGUAUUGUGAUGUGCUAAAUGGUUCUCCAAGGAUAAACGUUCUAGAAUGCAUUUAGAUGCUUCAUUUUAAAGUAAAUGGUUUGAACCCAGGAGUAUCGGUAGUUCGUGCAGUGUGAUCGUCCGGGUGAGUGUAGUUCUGAAAAGAACUGUUGUUGGUGACUGACGUUUCGACUACCUGUCACUUGACUCUGAAGAUGACUACCGCACAGGUAGUCGAAACGUCAGUCACCAACAACAGUUCUUUUCAGAACUACGCUCACGCGGACGAUCACACUACACGAACUAAUGCUUCAUUUUAUGUUUUACAGUCAUCUGAAAGGAACAUAUCAGAAGUCGCGCCUUUUCUUCCCUUUUUUUUUGUUUAUUUAUUUUCUUUUUUCCAAUCUAUAAUGCACAUCUGAUCGUGGAUGAUCUCUAUUAUAUUAUUUACGGUAAAGAGGGAGGGAUCUUAUCACGUUUACCCUAUGCUUUUCUUGCAGGUGGUUCGCCGUCAUUACAGAGCACUGUGCAAGUGACAAUAAACAUUGCAGAUUUGAAUGAUAACGCCCCGAGCAUCAUAUCGAGCUCUUACAUUGCAGGCGUCUUGGAGAAUUUACCAUCUGGUCAAAGCGUUCUCAGGGUAAGUACCAAGGGGGCGAUCUUUGUAUGGCAUACAAAGCUUUUUGCAGCACCAAAAAGGGUAGUUUUGGACCCCUUCAAUUUGUAUCUUGUGCUGUUUUUUUUGUUGCGAGAGUCAUAAGAUUAACAGAGAUUGACGUGCUGUUCUCCAGAUUGAAAGGCUCUUAGCUCGAGCCCUGGUCUGGCCGGGUUAAGGUGUCUUACCCUUAAGCAAGGACUCGAAAAACAAACUGCUUUACCAAACAUAACUUUUUCAUUCGCUAUGACGAUGGGCUAAUGCUCGAAACGUCAGCUUUGAAACUCAUUACGGUUGCCAAUUUACCACAUCAAUUCAGUUGAUGAUGCUAAAUUACCUUGUUAUAUUCUCACACCGACGCAAGUCCACAGUUUCUUUGGAAACUUACCCUCUUUAAAAAUAAGUUUGUUUGUUUAAAUGUUCUUUGAUUCCUGUGCUUCCAGGCGUUGGAAGAUCUGAUCAUAGAUUUCUACAUUCGAGACCUUUUUAAUAAUCUUAUUUAUCAGUAAUGAAACUCCAACGACCCUUUCGCAAAAAAUUUAAUUUUCAAUGUUUUUUCCAGUUAUUAUACAACAAUUUUUUUACCUUUUUUUUCAUGUAACUUUUAUCAUGAGAUUUCCGAUUUAGUAUGUUGCCCACAAAACAAUCCACUCUGUUCAUCAAGCCAUAGGGUCUUUUUGUUCAUGUUAUAUGCUUCCAACUUCCUAAGAUAUCCCUUUCUUUUUUCCAAUGCAGCUCUCGGUCGAAGAUGCCGAUCAUGGCUCAAAUGGACAAGUUACCUUUUCUGUGAACAGUGAUAAGUUUGCUGUAAACUCAUCAACUGGCAUCCUUUACACAACUCAACCACUGGACAGAGAAGAGCAGGCUCGAUACCAAUUGACUGUGCUGGCUACUGACGGGGGAGGAGAUGCUGCAAAGGUUUGGAACUGAGUUUAUUCAUUGGCUGCAUGCCACAUAAGGAAAGUAAAAUGGGAUUAAGGGCCAUUACAUGAGAGAUGCGUCUCUUACUCUACGUUUAGAAAAGCAGUGAUGAAUUACAAGUAUAAGUUUCAAGUUUUUGAAAUAUUAAUAAUCAAAGAAACAAAGAGAAAACGUUUGUUGAAAUAAAAUCGGCACAUUAUCAAAUACAGAGGGAGAAAUAACCCGUGAACAAUAACCAAAUUAGCUUAUUGCUUCUUUUCUUUACACAUUCUUCUGUCAUUUUCUAUUUAUUGCCCUAGAUUAUUUAGACACUUUCAAAUUACUCUUUUGACUAGCUGGUUGCCCUUAUUAUUUUAUUUUAAAAUGCACUAACGAUUGUUCCAUAUUUUUAUUUGCGGACGAUAUUGGAGGCGGUAAGGAAAAGGGUUUCUCUUCUCUGCGACUGUUUCACAAACAUGUGUAAGGUGGACGAAAGGAAGAACAAGCUCUUGCUUAAAUUGUAGUUUUCGACAUCUUAGUCAUUUUGAAAUCUAUCUUUCUUUCUACAGAGCACAAGUGUGUCUUUAGAAGUAAAUGUCGAAGAUGAAAAUGACAAUCGACCGCAAUUCACUGAAUCUGUAUACCUUGUGGCCAUCAGUGAGAACGCCACUGUGUCGUCAUCUAUCAUCCGAGUAUCAGCUGAUGACCCGGAUUACGGCAGUAACGCUGAUUUGAUAUAUUCUCUCAUGAGAGGGGAUGGGGUCUUCGCGAUCAACAGGACAUCUGGUUAGUAUGCCAAAUUUUUUUAGCGUAGGAAAUCCUGUCUUAAGUUGGUUUUACUUUACCCUGGCUACCACCUGGUCUAGAAAUUCACGCCACCUUCUAGAGAUAGAAGGAACUCGGUAAAGCUUACAAACGGGAACGCGUUUACUAAUUUCCUUUCUUUUGAUUGGUCAUUGAUUUGUUCAUUGGUGGUAUCCCAACACUCAAUCACGACAAGUUACGAAAACACUUCCGUGCUCUGAACGAAGUGAAAUUGCAGCCAUCAUCGAAACUGGUUUUUUUCACCCAGAAUUUACGAGUAAAUUUCCACCAACUGAAUGUCGUGAUAGCGCCGGAGUUAUAUCCCCUGGAUCAAUAGUCAUAAUUGCAAUUUAUUGAGACCAUAUUUUGAGAGCUUUUUUCUGUUAUUUUAGGCGUUAUCAGCAUUGUAAGCAAAGUUGACCGUGAAACGAAACCCGAUGGCUAUUCAUUAAUUGUCACUGCGAGGGAUCACGGGUACCCCAUUCCUCAGUCUUCCACGGCCUUGGUUAACGUAACAGUAUCUGACGUAAACGAUAAUGCUCCUCGGUUUGAUAAAUUUACGUAUUUGGCCGAAGUCAGAGAGGACAGUGAUAUCAGCAUGGUUGUUACCGUAGUUCAUGCGGUGGAUGGCGAUGAAGGACUGGCUGGGGAGAUUGUAUAUUCCAUCACAGGUCUGAUAUUUUACCAACGAUUUGCAAAAUCUGUUUUCAAAGCUUCUGAAACAACUAGCAACGAGGUAAAGCAAACUUAUCAGCCAAUUAGACUUUGUUGCUUCACCGAUAUGAUUUCAUACGAGCAACUUGCAAAUAUCCAUACAACAACAAAAACUAGAAUUUCUAUGCUGCAUAAAGUUAAAACAUAUACAUUCACCAAAACAGUAUAUGAUUGGGAUCGUAGAUUCUUGGUGAUUUCUUUUAUUUUGCUUGAAAUACUACAUUUUGCUUAACAUGACCACGCGGAGAGGCGACCACAAAGAUCGGUCAAAUUGAUUUGCAUUCAAAAUACUAACAACCUCAGGGAUUCUAUGCCGAUUGGGAAACGUGAAUCAUGAAUCAAUUUUGUUUAAUUGCUGGUGCAUUUUGGGACUAGCGCUUCCUUGAUUUUAGCUGACAUUUCUAUUGUUGUUGGUUUUUCGUAGCCGGUAACGAUGGAAGCGUGUUCUCCAUUGAUUCGUCUGGAAAUAUAACAGUUGCUAAGAAGUUGGACAGAGAAAUGAAGAGUGCUUACGAACUGACAGUUGCUGCUCGUGAUCGUGCAGGUAGGCCAACGAAUAAGAGUUUAUCUAGUCAAGGUAAAAUGUUCUGGGUUAUGGUAUAUGUAAAAAGGUUUCGGUGUAAUAAAGGAAUAAAGGGCGUACAUUUCUAAAGACACUGUGGUACUGCGUCGGUGGGAGAAUAUAACGGGGUAAUUUAGCAUUGCCAACUGAGUUGAUAACGUAAAUUGGCCACCGUAAAUAAUUUAAAAGCUGUGUUUAAAAGCGUUGUAACAGACACGUUUUGCCCCCAAAACGUUCUUUUCAUGUCAUUUACAUGUUUUUUCAGGUGAACCUAAAUCUACAAGUGUUGAAGUGGAUAUCAACAUAGCUGAUGCCAAUGACAAUCCACCAUUCUUCCGCGCACUACCGCAAACCAUUCUGAUCAGCGAGUCCGCACUUCCCGGCAUGCCUGUCUACACGUUGAUUGCCGAUGACCCCGAUGUUGGCACCAACAAAGUUCUCACCUACGCAGGGAACUCACCUGAGGGAAAAUUUGCAAUCAACGCAAAAACUGGAGUAAUAACAACAAUUGGAAAGUUGGACUACGAGAAACAACGGAAGUAAGUGAGGCAAUAUUUGCGUCCUAGACUCCUGGUAGGAGGUAGGAGGUUGGUAGGAGUCACAUGAUAUUUCAAUCAAAUGCUACUAACUUUUUGCGCAUAAACACACAUUUAUAGUCGUCGGAAUUUCAUCCAGCAUUUUCAUCCCCGAUUUUUUCUUCCUCUCUAGUUACACAUUCUAUGUCGUGGCAAUGGAUCAAGGCACUCCACCGCUUAAUAGCUCUACACUUCAUGUAAACAUCUCCUUGGUAGAUGAAAAUGACAACAAUCCCCAAUUCGAGAAGCCCAUGUAUAGUGUGGAGGUCUGGGAGAAUGAGACAAUCGGUGGUCACGUGGUUCAGGUCAAGGCGACAGAGAAGGACUCGGCCAUUGGUUCUCGUAUUGGGUAUAACAUCUCGGCUGGUGAUCCAUAUGGACAGUUUAAGAUAUUUUUCGACUCGGUAAGUCGAACACUUGCAGCUUUGAACAAAAAUCGCCAUCUUCAGAUCUACACUGAUUUUCCGCCAAAGUGGCAUACUGAAAAACUAAAACUUCAUUUUUUUAAAUAGGGAAUCAUCGUAGUUCAGAAGCCUCUUGAUAGAGAAAUUAUACCAAACUAUACGCUUCGUGUGACGGCUACAGACAACGGGAACCCGCCUCGGUACGGUGAAACAUCGGUGAGUAACUCUAUAGGGUUAACUUGCUGUUAGAAUGUAGGUUAGCAACUAUAAAAACAGAUACGUUGACUUUUAAGACAUCGUCCAAUUCUUGUCUACAGUGAGGUCACUCUGUGCCAGUGGGGCCUAUAAUAAAGUUUGUUUUACGUUAAGACCUUGUACUACUUUCUUGGCUGAAGACCGGUGGAUAUUAAAAUUUAAUUUGAUAAAAUCAAUUUGUUUCAGGUGACAAUUUUGCUGAAGGACAUAAAUGACCGCACUCCAGUUUUUAAAUUCCAAGAUUAUCAGGGUGAAAUUUCAGAAGACAGUUCUGUAGGGACCACUGUGACAACAGUAGAAGCGACGGACAAAGACAGCCUGGAGAAUACAAUGGUAUUAUUGCGUUUAACCUUUUCCACAACAAACGGUCUUUAAGAAGUUGACUAGAAAUUAUAUAUAAUACAUUAUGGUCUACCACUUGGUGAACUGCAAUUAAAGCAAUGGCAGAGAAUGAAGAAGAGCUAAAAAGAAUGUCGACUUCGUCAUGAAUGGAAUCCGUACCUUGCUACCAGUUGAGCUCUACUGUUAAGUGAAUUGCAGAAGCCAUAUGUUGGAAACGGGGCUGAUUCAGAAUGCCCACCAGUUUUUUUUCCUGGAGAAUCUUGUAAUGUUAACCAGGUCUCAAUCAUCACAUAUGGUAGGGUUUAUCUUUCAAACAUUAGUUUAGCAAGUUGCAAUUUGGAAUAUGGACAAAAAUUUUCACUAUUUCUUGUUAGCUAUUGAAUUACCGACCUGAAAAUCAAAAUUUGGCUCCGGUUGCCUGGAAGUUGGGCAACUCCAAAUGAGGGUAUGUUAAGAAAUUUAAAAUUUCUUCUCUUUAAAAGCGUGUAUUAGCUAAAGGCAGAACUAAGGGAUAAUGUGAUUGAAGCAGGAAAAACUUUCUAGAAAGCCACGAAACGAUUUCCAGAAAUCCUAGGUUAGCUUCGCUGGUAAUAUUUCUGGUUUUCUGUUAUUCCAGCUCACUUACAGCAUUCUGAGUGGGGAUCCAAAUGGCAACUUGGGCAUGACAACAUUCAAAAGUGGCGGGAAAUACCUUGGGGUGGUAACCGUGGCAAAGCCCCUGGACCGGGAAACAAAAGAUCUUUACAAACUAAUCGUAAGUAGACCAUGAUAUUGAAUAUUUGCUCUAUUUAUAUCAUAGCUUGCGUUCUCAGUCUAGUUACUCUUGCUCUUGAUUGUGGAACGAGGGGUCCGUUUUGAGCCCAGGAUGACGUUACUUUGUUAUGUUCAUGGGAAAGAAACUUUAAGACCUAACUAAUCCUCCUCUCACCACGAUAUGAUAAAAUAUUUAUCGGUAAACUGCUGAGGAAAAAACAAACUAACAAACAAACAAAAACCAAAAAAAAAAAAAAGGAAAAAACGAUCAAAUGGCAAAACCAUCCAUCCAUGCUAAGGUCCUUGAUGCUCCGGAAAUCGGGUGGUAAGCUCCAACAAUGGUGGUGCUCUUUACGGCUCUUAAAUUUUCAAAAAUGUUUAUCACACCUUUUGAGUAACUUGCUUGACUGUAAUUCUCUCCAUUCGUUUUAGAUAUUUGUGUCAGACGGUCUCCACAACAGUAGCGUGAUGCUGGACAUUCGACUCAUAGAUGUAAAUGAUAGGAAUCCGGAGUUUAAUUCCUCAGUUCACUAUUCAGCAUAUGUACCGGAGGUGAGAGGCAAGAUCAGUACCUGAUUGCAUGAUUCUUUACAACGUUUGAGUAUCUGAAACGACGGUUAGAGCGCAAUUGCUCAAAUAAGGAAUAGUUUGUCUUUAAUUAACUUUUCCUAUUUUAAACUCGCUCUCAUUCUUCUGUGAUUUUCAUCUGAUCGAAGACUGUAUGUGAAGUAGAUUCAUGUGAAUACAAAUAUCGAUUUUCGUUCAAACAACCUAACACAAGCAAUCUUACACACGGAGCGUUGCUACUGGAAUUUACUUGGGUUUCUCUUCAGAGCAGAUUCAAGGAAGUCAGUUACAAUGAUGAAAUAAGUGUUAGAGAAAUUUUGCGAACCUGAGAAAUAAAAAAAUUUAUGAAGAGCGGCGCCUAAAUCGUCGUUUGCUCCUAUUCCAUUUGCUAUUGUCAAAUUCUUUCGUGUCGCACACAGAGGUUCUAAUUUUCCUUUCCUUUGGUAGAUGUCACCUAGUGGACUGUUUGUUCUCCGUGUGCGGGCAAGUGAUGCGGAUCUCGGUGACAAUGCAAGAAUGACUUAUAGCCUUGAAGGUAAUGCUAGCCUUACCGAUUUGGUCACUACGCAAAGAGUCAACUUUUUUGUUUGCUUACUCAAUGAGUUUGUCAAUUUUGUGCGUCAAACCCGGUUAAAGCUCUGGUAUAUUCGUUGAGGAAUAAAAUUACCCAAGCAUCUCUAGGACACUCUAGGCUAAGUGUAUGGCUUGCGAUGAACGCAACAAAGGUAUCAUCCAAAAUAACCUCGUACUAAACGUUAAUUUGAUUGUUGCACUGUGAUACACUAAUAAAGAUUUGUUAUAAUUUUACCGUGACAGGAUCAGAUGGUAAAUUUAUUGUUGAUGCAAACACCGGUGAAAUUAGGACAGGUCCAGCGUCUCUUGACAGAGAGGAAAAGAGUCUUUAUCGAAUGACUGCUGUGGCAACCGACACAGGAAACAAGCAGGUGAUGAAGAAAUUUAACUGAAAAUUUUCUGACUUUCCUCUGAAAAAGCACCUCUACUGAGUUCCUUUCAGUAAUGAAAUUUAUAAGUUUUGGUUCAUUUCAACUGACAAUUUUUAAUGACCAUGUUUACUUCAGAAAAAAAGCCUACUGCGAUGAAAGAAUCGCGAAAAAUUCAGUUUUAAAAUUUUUUGCCCUCUUCAUUUACUAGGGUCGCAAGGAAGUAAUUGUUCAUGUAACUGACAUAAACGACAACUCUCCAGAGUUUGUUCGACCAAUCAUGACGGUGACGCUUACAGAGGGCAACGACACGGCGGGAAUAUACGUGAUACAAGUGAAUGCUACUGACUUGGAUGCUGGGGAAAACAAAAACAUUACGUAUUCUAUCAGUGGAGGAAAUCUGGGAGAUGUCUUUCUUAUUGAUGGAAAUACGGUAAGAUGAAAGGAGCCAUAAAAUAUAAAAUUUGUAAAGGCUUUGAGCGGAAAAUCUUGUUUUUAUUUGCAACGCAAGUGUAGGUUUAUUUUCAUGUACGAACAAAUAGUUCAGUUGUGCAGGUUUAGUCAAUCAUUUUACGAGGCCAGAUAUUACGAGCAGGAUAGGAGACCUUAGACUAGGCUGCUUAGGGGAUCAAGCUAAGUUGUUUCUAUUAAGAGAAAAAAAAACAAAGUCACCUACACCGUCAGAGCCUCUUCCCCAUAUCUGCGCCCUUGGAGUCUGCAUGCCAUUAUUUUAAAGUUUGUGUGAAAAUGGAAGGUCAAACUGAUUUCGUCAACGAUUACGAUAAGCAGUCUCUCCUUUUAUUUUAUCUUUAGCAGAUACAUAUGAACGCAGUGGAAAGCAAACAUUUGAUCGAAUUUAAUAGAAGCUUGGAAUUUUUCUUGAAAUAAAUAAUAUUAAGUUUAAUCUUCACUCAUUAUUCACAUAUGAAUAUGGAAGAAGGUUGGUCUGUUUGUUAUGUUUAUUCAGGGUGUGAUCACGACUAGCAAAGACCUUGACCGGGAGGCGCCUGGAGUGGCAGUCGACGAGGACGGUAGAGGCGUUUAUACGUUAUUGGUUGAUGCCACUGACCAUGGUUCACCUAAACAGCGAACUACUGCUACGGUAAUUUCUCAAAGCUCCUUUGUUUAUGAGGUCUUUAAAAUUAUAUUACAUUUACAUGAUCCUCGUACAUGCAUUUAUUGAUAAACGUUUUGAUGGCUCUGCGGUGCCUAGUAGUUUUGCCGUUAAUGGUAAUCAAAACUGAUCCUUUUCCUCCAUCUACAUUUUCUUCAGCUCUUUUAUUUCGUGAAGUUUUUUGUCUCAGUGUGGUUGUGUAAAAGGAUAAUGAAACAUAAAAUUAUUUUUUUUUUCGAUAUAGAAAGGCGUUUUGAAAAUCUGACUCGAGUGACUAUGAUUCUAUCACUAUCAUCGACAACAGUUCUUUAUAGCGCUAAAACAACAGUCACACUUCACUUUCGAAAACCUUUUAAUCCGCAGACUGUAAGUUUACAAUCGAAGUUUAAAUAAAAAAUAUUCUGAGAGCUCAACUAUGGUUGAUUUUGUAUAUCUUAUAGACAAUUAAUUAUUACAAAGAAUUGUUUGCUUGCUUAUCGAUACUAGAAACUCUCCUCUUCAGGUACGUGUGCUCAUUGAGGAUAUAAACGACAACACACCGUUUUUCCCACCCAAUGGAUACAAUGUUAAGAUAUCGGAAGGAGCCAAAGCUGAUAGUGACGUCAUUGCUGCAGUGGCUGUUGACCCGGAUGCUGGAAAUAAUGGAAAACUUGUAUACGAGUUGAUAUCCGGUAACACAGGAGGUAUGUUCGUGCUCUUUCUAAUUUGUAGUUGUUGAUGCAUGCGAUGAGUUCCAAAAAUUGAAUUCUUCGGUCUUUGAACCAAUACAGAUCUUCAAUCAUUUUUUAACUCCGAUUUUCCUGGUAUUUACCCUAUCUAAUGUUUAUUGUCUAUCACAUCGUACGAGGGACUUGUGCACAUUACUGACGUUUGACUGACGUUUCGAUUAACUAACGGAAAGUCUUUGCCAACUUCAAAAGGAGAAACAUGUACUAAUGAAACUAUCACACACAUAACAUAAUUGAACCCUUCCUUUUUUUAAAAGGCGAUUUCUCGCUGGAUCCUCAGACAGCCAUGAUCAAAACUCGUAAGAAUCUUGAGCGUCAACAGACAUUUUCAUACACUCUAACUAUUGGUGUGUCGGAUCAAGGGAAACCUUCACGAAUUGCAAAGGUAGGUACAGAUUUUCUAGCAUCUUUCACCAGUCUUCAGUCAUUUCCUAAGUAAACGCGCUAAUUUUUUUUAACACACUUGUUCCCUUGCUUCACUCUACAUGGCACUCCAGUUAAUUUUUUGUAGCACUGAAGCUAGAAAAGGGCGCAUCUAUAAAUCAGUGUUGCCACCAAAGGUCCACAUACAAAGGGCAUUUUUAUUCGAUUUAGUCAUCUCCAAUUUUUCAAAAUACUUUAUACAUAAUUCUAAAUUUUUUCUUUUUAUAAAACCGUCAAAAUUCUUAAUUUACGCAUUUAUUGUGUUUGCUUUUUGUGCUCGGGAGUCUUUAGAUCAAUACGUUUUAACAGUACUGUGUGGAGCAUUCAUUUCCAGAUCGUUAUGCAUUUUACUCAUUUCAGACACAGGUAUACAUCGAAGUUGGUGAUAUUAACGAUAACGACCCGGUGUUUGAUCCGGUAAACUAUACCGUGUCUGUGUACGAAAAUUCGCCCAUGGGAACGCCGUUGAUAAAUGUAACAGCAAAGGAUGCUGACAGUGGUCAAAAUGCUCGGAUUACCUACAGUGUCACAGAAGGGGAUCCUUUUUCUGUAUUUGCUGUUGAUACACAGGUACACCAAUAGUGAUGUGUGUUUGGGUGACAAGAGGCAAAAUUUUAGAAGGGAAUCUAUGUAGUUUUUCUAUGAAAGAUUUGACAAGUGUGGUGGAAAGCGAUCAGUUUUAUAGUUGGAUUGAUAGAUUGAAAUUGCGCAAAUUUCCCUGUCUCUGAAAGAAAUCGAUAGAGAAGGUGAACUAAAGAAAUGGGUUGGUAUAGGAGAGUGAAAAAAACAAACACACCAUCAAACAAAGGAAGAGCAACGAAUUAACAAACAAUAUAAUUUGAUUUUAUCAACUGAGAACAACUCUAGAGCAACUUUUUUUUUUUUUCAAAUCGGCACUCUUAAUCCCCACGUUAUCGACACUUGCUUUUCAUCCAACUCAUUUAUUCUUGUUUUUCUCUUUACUAUUUCCUCACCAAUAGCGUAGCUUCUUUUUCUCCAUAUAAACACAUACACAACCCACAAUUCCUCCAUUCGCUCCGACGAAGGGCUAACGCUCGAAACGUCUGCUUUGAAACUCUUAACGGUGGCCAAUUUACACGAUCAACUCAGUUGAUAAAACUAAAAACUAAAAUUAUCUUGCCAUACUCUCUCACCUUCGCAGCACCGUAGUUUUUUUUUGAAAACUUACCCCCUUUAUUUUUAUCAGCAAACAACAAACGCUGAAGGCAUGUCGUGUGAAUUGACUUAAUUUUCUGCCUAAGAAAGUGGGAUAUACAUAAAUAAACUUUCACUAGUAACCCUUGGUAAUGAGGUUAUUCUUUUCUGAUAAAUCUUUUACUUUAUGUGAGUAGAUACUUAAAAAAUACGAGGGUAAAUCAAAUAAGGAUGAUUUAAUCAUUUUAUCCUAGAUUAUGGAAACGCUCUCGUUCUUGCACUUUUCUCGUAGGAAAGUUACGGAACGGUUAAGGUCAAAAGUCAUGUUGAUCGAGAGCAAACGAAUAACUACAUUUUAACUGUGACUGCAGCCGAUGGAGGAGUUCCACUCAGUAGAAAGGUGAUGUUGAAGUAACGAUAUUCUGCACUAUUAAGCUAGGUGUCGAGAGUAAUUUGGGUGUUGCCGCCAAAAUUAUUUGGUGUUUAUUUUAACGUUAUUCCUUGUUUUGCCUUUUUCGUUUUUUAAUUAAGUUCUUUCGUGUUCACGAACAUUAAGCAAUUAGUAAAUUCGAAUCAGGUUGUAAAUCUACUCAAAGGGACGUUAUUACUUACAAUAACCAUAUCAGCUACAUAGAGCGAUGGAAUUUUUCUCCUCGUUGAAUUAAAAUAUUUUCAGUGGUACUCAUCAUGCAAAGGGUGAUGUUAGUCUACAUAUUUCAUUUAUAAAUUUAUUUUGAUGGCAAUGUAUAUGUUCUUGAAGUUGUUUGAUUCAAUCCUGUGUUUCUUUGCAGGCCUUUGCUACAGUGUUUGUAACAGUACUAGACAGGAACGACAACACACCAAAGUUUUCUCAAGCCAUGUAUACAGGAGACAUAAUGGAAAACUCCAUUGCUGGGACGUCGGUGAACAUGGUUAGUACAGAUACCUCGUGACAACUUUUUGAAGCGGAAUGAGUUCAUGUACACGACAAACCUUUUUCCUAUAGGAUAGAUUUGUAAGUUUGGAAUUUUUCAAUACUGUGGUUUUGCUUGACAAAAAAUUAGAGGCUGUUUGGCGUUCAAGCUAUUGAUCGAAUUGAAUUAUACUUCAUUCACUUAUUUAAAUUCCAUGAAGAACAUUGUCAUAAACCGGAAAGCUAUUAAACGCCUCAAAUUCCGUUUUUUGUUUUCCUGAUAAGUUGAGGAGCAUGUAUAAACUCUUCAUGUUGUAAUAGGUUCCCAUAAUCAGCCUCCAAUGGAUAAAGGGAGUGUUUUUUUCAAUACCGAUGCAUUUACAUGUCUGCACAAUGUAACUGUAAUCGUAAAAGCUGCAAUUGCUAAGUAAUACGUUUUGUUGUUAUCGCUAGUAUUUGUUAUUAUUUAUAGUAUUAUAGGUAUUGCUAAUUUUGUAUUAUAUGUAGCUGUGGCUUGUAAGUAAUGUCCACAUUGCAUUGUAAAUAAUUUAAGUGCAUUGCAAAAUAAAAUUAAAAAAGAAAUAUAUUUGCUUGGCUAUUACCUUAUUGGUUCCAAUAAGACGCAUUUGGUCAUGUUCACUGACGAAUUUACUCCUGUGCAGUCGGAAGGUGAAAUCAGAGAAUACUAGGCUCGUAUCACAAAAGUUAUUCAGACGUUUUGUCCCACACUCCUUACAAUUUUUGAAAUCCAUCUUUAUUAUUUUGCAUUUUUCCGCAGCACCAAAAGAUCAAGGCUACAGACCCCGACGAAGGUCAAUACGGAGAGAUUCGCUAUCACCUUAAUGGCUCCGAAAGACAUCAGUUUGCCAUUGAUCCAAUAACAGGAAUCAUAUCCACGCGAAAAUUUCCUCUACCAACACUGGACCAUGAGAGGAUUGUAAACUACUCCUUUUACGUGGUAGCUGUAGAUGAGAAAGGCUUUGGACAUGCGUCAUCCGUACCUGUUAAGGUACAAGUCAUAGACGCUAACGACAACGUUCCCAGAUUUGAACCCACGACGAAAAGUGCAACUAUCAGUGAGGAUUCUCCAGUUGGUUUUUCAGUGACAAAGGUUUUUGCUGUAGAUCCGGAUCAUAAUCUUAACGGAAAAGUGUCUUAUUCAUUGAUUUCUGGUGCAGAUGGAAAAUUUGAGAUUGGAAGAGGCGACGGGGUUAUUCGCGUAAUUGGCGAUCUGGAUCGAGAAAUGAAAGAAGGUUACGUUUUAAAUGUUUCAGCUUUAGAUGGCAGUUAUUACCCGCUAGAAGGAUUUGGUACUGUCUUUAUUACAUUGUCAGACGUGAACGACAAUAUACCGAGAUUUGAUAAGUUGGUCUACAAAGUUACAAUCUCAGAAGAGUCUCCAGUCGGUAGUUUGCUUGUAAAUCUUACUGCCAACGAUCCAGAUCACGGAAUAAACUCUGAUAUUUCUUACUCCAUGAACCACCCUAUGUUUAAGAUUGAUCCCAAAACAGGGAGCGUGACAACCACAAAGGAACUGGAUCGAGAAACUAAAGACACGUAUUCAUUCAUCGUACGUGUUCAAGAUGGUGGAGGUCUGGAAUCAAGUGUAGCUGUAAAUGUGGUGAUAUCAGACACAAAUGAUAAUUCUCCGUAUUUCCUAAGCGAGAGGUACAAGACCGACGUUAUUGACAAUACACCAGUUGGUACCAUAGUGUUAUCAAUUGUUGCAGAAGAUAAGGAUGUCCAUCAAAAUGCCCGUAUUGUAUAUACCAUUGUUGAUGCGAAGGACGACUUGUUUAGUAUCGACUCAGAAGACGGGUUUAUAAAGUGAGUUGAAGACAUAUUUUUUAAAAAUUUUUUCCCGCAAACGCUUACAUACAAUAUCAGUGAUUGGCCUGGAAAGCAGUCAUUUAUUAAAUGAUAAUUUUUUCAUUUUAUCUUACCUCGUGUCAUUUAUUUAAUCAUGUGUUUCUUGCUAUUGUCAAAUGGAGUACACUUGAAGUAAUGAAAAUGAUAUUUCAACACCCAAAAGUAACGAAAGAUUUCUAGGAACACAUAGAAAGUUCCCAAAAGUAUCGUAAAGAAUUCAGCUCUACUGAGAUGUCCAAAGGCAUUCAAACUACAGCCAACUGAUCACAGUUGCUCUCUGAAUUACUAAUGAUAUUCGGGCUUAUCUUAUGUGGUUCAAAUUGGAUUGCUUGUUAUUUUUCAUCCAGCUUCCCUGACGGUCCAACUACAUUUCAGGUUCAUUUUUCCUUUCAGGGUUCACAAGCCAAUCAAUCGUAUCGAUCUUCUGCGACGUGAUGUGAUCGACGUCAAUGGCUCCUUUAUUUUCAAGGUGGUAGCACGUGAUCACGGAAUAGUUUCUCGGUCGUCCAAUAUCACUGUAGAGGUGAACAUAGUCGAUGCAGGCGAUGACAGUCCUGUGUUUAACAGGUAAAGUCAGCGUAAGCCAUUGACUUACCGACUUCAGAAUCGAUCGAAAAAAACUUUGGACUGACUGCACCUAUUGACAGACAUGAUUCAAUUUUACAGUUUCAGAAAGUUAAACGCAACGAGCUUAGGGGUGUUUCUGUUCAGCGGUAAAUCUUUUGAAUGCAGGCUCACAUGUAAGGUCUUCGAGUUUACGAGCAAUCUGGAAGCCGCUUUUUCGGCAGUCCUGUAGCGGUUGUUUUCAAUUUUCACCCACACGUUUCCUUCUUCCCUUUUGAUCAAAUCGGUGUUGAUGGGUACCUGGAAUGGGGGGCUCAUGGCUGGUUUUGGGAAAUUUGCCUGCCUCGGGAGCAUUAUUCCAUCUGCUGGCUAACUACCGACGGUAAAAGCUCCCGGGAUACCUCAAGAACCUGCCCUCUAUUUAAGCGAGGCAACAGUUUUUUACUAGACUUCUAAAAUAGUAGACUGACGGACUGAUAAACGAAAAGUGAUCCAGUUACAGACUGACCGACGGAUUUUAUAUCUCAGUGACCGACGCACUUAAUGAAAAAAAAAGAAAAAAUUAAUCAACAAAGUAGUUGUGAGUCGGCGUUUGAAUGUGAAUAUCGCUUGAUGGUUUUUAUUUUAUUUGCAUCGUAGAUCAUCUUAUGUAGUUAAUGUUACGGAAAACCAAUCACCGGGGACCGCGAUUUUGCAAAUUAUGGUUUCAAAGCACAGACCAGGAGCGGUCAUUACAUACAGUAUUGUAUCCUUACAGGACGAAUUCCAGAUUGACCAAAGCACGGUAAGGCUACUCUUUCUAUUAUGCUAUACAAAUGAAGAAUGAGAUAUCAGCCUUCCUUUACACACUUGGAAAGUACGAGAAAAUUUUUGCAUCUAACAAAAAUGGCAUUUGCUAACUUCCUUACAGGGUGAAAUUUCAACAUUGGUUAUUUUAGACAGAGAAGUACGAGAGGAUUUUGUGUUCACCGUUCAAGCCAUGGAUAACGGACACACUCCGCUCAGUGGCUACACUUCGGUAAGAAAACAAUCAAGGGACGUACAGACGGUAGAUAAUUUGUGUUUUAAGUCUUAGAUAGCCGCUAUCUCUACCAAAAUAUUCCCAGUCAUUACAUUUGUAUUCGACUCCAGGCUUAGUUUAGUAACAGAAAGGGUAUAAGCUAGCUUCCAGACUAUCGUUAUGGCUUGAGAAGAUAAUUCAAAGUUAUCAAACCUUAUUCAAAAGGGAACAAAAUAAAUUUCCUCGCUUUUUUUCGUCGCUGUCCGUGUAAAGGUGGUACUAUAUCUCUAUUUUCGUGAGAAUCAAGCUAUGCAUUACACUAGAUCUCUAGAAAUCUUGAUCCAGAUUUCAAAGUCUAGGCCCACUAUAAGCUUUGUAUUAAAGCUUCUUUCUCUUUUAAGGUGACCGUCCAUGUGACUGAUGAAAACGACAACGCUCCUCGCUUCCAGUUCCUUUCUCCUCACAAAAUGACCGUUAAGGAGGAUGUCCCUCUCGGAACAAGGGUCUGUCGUGUGGAAGCGCUCGAUAGCGACGUUGGGGAGAACGCUGUAUUUGAGUACGCUAUCACCCAUGCGAAUAUUGGUAAGACAGACAUUUACCAGAUAGAAACUAAUAACUUACCUUCGGGUAGUACUGAACGUGCCUUUUUACGGCGAGUGAUUGCCCUUUCAUAUUAUUUUCAGGCCCGGGGCAGUCAAUGAUCUCGGUUCACUCAGACUGCGAAACUCCCUUAGGACUGGAGAAUGGUGAAGUCAAAGCCAGCGACACCCAAGCCACGAGUACUUACACUCUUCCUAACGAGGAUUACUCACCAACACUGGGGAGACUUAAUAACAAAGUUUUUAACCAGUUUGGGAUAUCUUACAAAGGUGAAAAGACUAUAUAUAAGGAUUGUUCACCAGUAGCAUUGCUUCACGUUUGUGAUUGAAAAAAAGAGAAGAAUGUGGAACAAAUUAAGUAUCAAUGAGCGCCAAAGAAUAUACCCUCAACUGACAAACUUUAGAUAUUGUUGAUUUUCUUUUAACUUUUUGAUGAGUUGAAUGAGUCAAAGGCUUUUCGGGUUAAGUUCCGAAAAAAUAAAAAAUAAAAUCUCAGAGGCUAUGUUAAUAAUAAGAAGUAAACUUUGUUUACUUCAAAGUCUAUAGUAGUAUCACCUACCUAUUAAAAAGGCAAAAGAAAAAAAAACCAGCAACAACGUCGACAACAAUAAUCGAGUGAGGUAGCUACACUUUCUUUGUCUCAUUUUUUCCAGGGGCUUGGUGUGCAGCCACGAAUAACAAGCAACAAUAUCUGCAGAUUGACUUUCGAGGAAUGCGAAAAAUUACAAAAGUUGCCACACAGGGGAGGCCUGGAUCCAACGAUUACGUUGAAACUUACAAACUGUCGUUCAGUUUGGACGGCAACUCAUUUGAAUUUCACAGAGAGGUAAGACAGAAAGUCAAAGGGAAAGCAGGUACCACAACGUCCUCACAUCAUAUGCAACUUGUUUUCUUGUAAAACUUGAGACAGUGAUUUACAGUCAUGUGCAAGUACGUUUUUCAAGGUCAUAGCGUUUCUGAUAUCAUGGUUUGCUUUGCAGGUUUUUCAGGGCAACGAAGAUGGUGAUAGUACCAACACGAAUCGUGUUCUUCCUCCAUUUCACGCGCGCUACGUGCGAGUUCAUCCUCAGUCAUGGAAUGUCAGGAUUUGCAUGAGACUGGAACUUUACGGCUGCGAGUCCACCGGGAAAGACGAAGGUAACCUGGCCUCUUAAAUGCACUGUCGUCAAACCCUCUUGGUCAGUGCAAAUGUUUAUUUGGAUCCCUUGGAAUCAAUUUCAUUCAAAUUGAUUCAAUUUAUGCAAAAAUUUCACGAUAUCGAUUAAAAUAACGUUGUGUGAACAUUUUUUUUUUCAAUUUUAGUUACUCUGCCUUUCAUCAUUGAUCCAGACACUGGUUAUGUUAGUACUUCAUAUAGUCUGGAUCGUGAAUUGCAAGAAAAGUAUAUCCUGACUGUGGAGGUAAGAGUGAAGUGUGAUGAUUAUGAAAGACUUUGACAGCAUGGUCGAACGCUCGCAACUUUGAAAGGGCUAAAUAGAAUAUAUGGAGGCUUAAGGUUCUAACGUUAAGAUUCUAGCAUGGAAACGAGACCGGAUGGUCAAUUUAGAGAGCCUCAGUACUACUGUCAAUCUUAAAGGCCUCAGUUUUACUAACCUCAGCUAAAUUGAACACACCUGUAUAAUUAUGACCGACAAAUGAAUAAUUAAAUGAAUAUAUAUAUGUAUGAAUAAAAAAAUAAAUUAAUGAGCAACGGCUGCAUUCUCAUCUGCCUCCCGUGUGCUUAAUUAUGCAACGAGAAGCACGACAUCAAGAAAUGACACGUUGUAAUAGAUUUUUGCUUUGUUGUCCUCUCAGGCUAAAGACAAAGGCAGCCCUCCUAUGAGAAGCAAUACAACUCUUGAAGUCCUAGUGAUAGAUACCAACGAUAAUCCACCAGUAUUCACACAACCAGAAUAUACUGCAUUAGUUCCUGAAAACGCAUUCGGUGGAUAUCAGGUUUGUUAUCAAGAACAGCUGCACUAACAACAUGUGAUUUCAGGUUGUGCAAGGUAACUUUGACCUAAUUAUUUCCGUUUUGUUAGGUGAUAAGAGUCACAGCUCUGGACGCUGACGAAGGUAACAACGCUGCUGUAUCUUACAACAUCGUCGAUGGUGCGGGCGGCAAGUUCAUUAUUGAAGGUAAGAUUAAAACUUAAUUUCUUGUGAAAGUGGUGGGAAGUUUGAGUUUUCAUCAACUGAAUUCUUUGAAAAUUUCCUUUAGAAAAAUUGCACGCGGCCGUCGCUUAGAGCAUAAAUUUUCUAUUCUGUAGAUCUUCAAGGCCACUCUUUCAGCAUUCUGAUAAAAAAUGCGACAAAAGUUGCCUUCGAAGGACCGUUGGUCUUGAAACAGCAGGACUUUUUGACAGAAGUAUAAGGCAAUUUGGCAAAUUGUGCGCUUGAAAUUCUUCUGUUGCACACUUUGACAGUUGAUGGUAAACCGCGUCGCUUGAUUGUUUUGUUGUUGUUGUUGUAGUAGUUUUUGAAUAUGUUCUUAAAUAAUCUAGAAAUUUUAGCUUAAAGUAACUUGAAGAGACAAAGGACGCCUCAAAUGUUGUUGCUACUACUAUUAAUUUAAGUUUUUAUUUUUUUAAUAGAAUCAUCAGGCAUAGUUCGUCCCUCCGGUCGUCUUGACUACGAACCUAUGGGGGACAAAUUUUACUUGCUGAAUAUUUCUGCAAGAGACCGCGGUCAGCCACAGUUCACGUCCUAUGUUCUCCUGAACAUUACCGUCACGGACUUCAAUGACAAUCAGCCUCAAUUUUCACAAAAUUCCUAUACUUUGCGUGUGUCAGAGGAUACUAGAGUAAAUUCAUACUUUGAUCAGAUCACUGCUACCGAUGAAGAUACUGGAGCAAACGCAAAGGUGACGUGCGGCUUGCAGUUCCAGAGCACUGGUCAUUCUUCCUUUCGUGGAGCUUAGUUAACCAGUGUUUAUAAACCUCUGAUUCUUAGAAAAGAAGACCCAUAAUCUUGAAAAUUUACGCUUAAGUUAGGUCGAGAGAGUAGGCCCCGCGGAUUCAAAUCGGAGACCUUCCCAAUUCGCCAAACACUUGAUGAUAUGAUUGACGACGAAUCUCAGAGAUUAUCAUUCUAUCAUUGAAUCACCUCUUAUUACAAUUAGUAGCUCAGUAUGUCAGUUGUUUGUCCGUCGAGAGCCACUUAUCACCAGCGCAAUAUUAAAUAUCACAGCUUGUGAGGGUACCGCCCUUUGGAAAAAUUGAUAGCGUGUGCAACCGCAUUUAAACCUCUUUCAGUCAAUAUGUAGCUAGUAGUGUACUGUCUAUGAUUCCCUCUCAAGUUUUUAGCGGUUAGGAAGAAUCCAAACAAUGCAGGCAGGAAGGUAGAAUUUACCCUGGAAAAUGUCAUUUCAGUCGAAAUCGAUAACUUUCAAGCUCACGGAGUGGACACAUUCCGAUUCCCUUAUUAUUCUUUAUUUAAAUCCUAGAUCACCUAUUCUCUCAAGGAUGACAUGGGAACAUUUUUCAUUUCUCCUGAAACGGGACAGUUAAACCUUCUUCAGUCGCUAGACCGAGAGAAAAAGGACCUUUAUCGGUUAACUCUUGUGGCCACUGAUAAUGGGGCCCAUAGGCUUUCAUCUGAAGCAGAGGUAAUGGUCACCCAUAUCGCAGUCUUAUCCAUACAAACACGUAAUUAUUAUGAUCUUCCCUAAAAAUUUAAAUCUAAAGCUAAUGGUGGGUUCCAACGUCAGAAUUUGUUUUUUCGUAGGUGUUUGUCCAAGUCUUGGAUGUAAAUGACAAUUUUCCGAAGUUUACUCGCCGUUUAUAUGAGCGGAAGUUGGUAGAAAACGUAGCCGUCGCCACUGUUGUACAAGUCGUGCGAGCAAAUGAUGCUGACAUAGGCAAAAAUGGCAACGUGCGGUACACGAUCACAGCCGGAAACGAAGAUGGUAAUCGCUCCUAUCAUUGUGAGAGUAGACUUAAGUUUUUAUUUCAAAAUGAGCGCAUAAUUUGAUACUGAUUAUCACAUAUAUAUAUAUUGUAGUAUGCAAGCUAAUUGCCUUAAGCUUCAGAGCUAGUGCAGAGAAUCUGAUAAAUUAUCUGGAUUCCACAUACCAUUUUUCUGCAAAACAAUGACGUAGCUAAGAAUUGAGCCGAGACUGGCUUUGGAUUCUGAGUCGGAGACGAAGCGCGCCUACCAUUACAUCAUUGCCUCCCAAAACGUUUUAGCCCGGUGAUGAAUACUCAUUAACUUAAAGGUUAAAAAUGACAAGCCAGUAAUGAUUCUAACUUUCAUUUCAAGGACUCUUUUCAAUUCAUGAAAUUACCGGAGAGAUAAGUGUGGCAAAACCCUUGGAUCGUGAGGCGAACAACUCCUUAAAAAUUAGCGUGUUCGCUGAGGAUGGUGGGGAACCUAAGAAAACCGACCAAUCCGAAGUUGAAUUUGUUUUGACUGACGUGAAUGACAACUCACCCGUCAUAAGACCGAAGAAGAGCAAAGCCUCAGUCUUCGAGGUAAUUAAAUAACUUGUAAAAUUAUAAGCACCAAAAGUUACAGAAGAAGCAUAUUGUAUAUCAUAAAGAAUGGACGGUGAGGGGUCUUACGUCAAUACUGUUGUCUAAGUUUUGCGAGUAAACGUAUUAUCACAUUGAUUAAAUUUCGUUCAUUAACUGCGGUGAAAUUUCUCUUGGGCUUAUUUAGAAUGUUAACACUGGGUCGUUUGUGUAUGAUGUCAAUGCCACUGAUGACGACAUUAUGAUGAAUGGGAGAGUGGAAUUUGCCAUCAUGCAUGGCGAAGAGGGGAAGUUUGUUAUUAAUGCUACUUCCGGAGUUAUAACAACCGCUGGUGCGCUUGACCGGGAGAAAAAGGACUGGUAUUCAGUAAGUAACCUUUUUUAAUCCCAGGAUGCUUGUCUGGGUGUUGUUAAGCCUUUCCGGUGUGAUGUCUUUUUAAGUUUUUGGAUUUUAAGCCUGGAUCAAUGGCUAAGCCAUCCACACCGAGAAACGCCUUUCAUAUGCACGUAAAGCGGGAUUUUGGGGGGAAUCAAAUGGAAUGGCCUUUUCAAUCGGAAAUAUUUCGGAAAUGAAAGAAAUACAUUUGAGGUAUUCUUUUUGGUUGUUUUAACGAAAUUUUUCUUUUGUAAAUGAAUACAAUCAAUCAGUUAGACUGUGAUGAUUUUAAGACUUAGCGAUCGCAUUCAUUGCCUCAGCUCAUCGUCAUGGCACGUGACCAGGGUACAGUUCCAUACAUGGAUUUCGGUACAGUUGAGGUGAAGAUACUUGAUAUGAAUGACAACACACCGCUAUUUACUACCGUAAGUUAACUUCUAAUCAUUUUUCUUGUUCCUAGCCGAUCAGUUGUGUGGGACUUUUGUACAGAAAUUUAGACUACCUAGAUUACUUCCACCUCGGUUUUAUUUCCUUUAACCUUUUGUUGUAUAAGUUUGUGGUGUUGCAAGUUGUGAUGAAGUGUCGCUCGUAGAAGGCCUUUCGUAAACCUUUGUGAAAAGGCGUCACCAUUGCCACCUAAGUCUGUGCACGGGCUUUAUAGUUUUAUAGUCAAGCGAGGAAACACGUCUGUUUUCUCCCCUAAUCCCAAUAUUUGGGUUCGGAAUCUUGAAACCUGUGUGUCCAUAAUUUUGUUUGCUUUUAAGACGAAAAAGCAGGGCUCGAACUUAACUUUUUUGUCUACUAGCAAAGUUUUGCUAGUAAGAUUUUUUUUACUAGCAAAAGAAGGAACCUAGUUUGCUAGAGGAUAUUUUUUAGACUCGCAACUUCGAAAAACCACUCGCAUUUUGCGAGUUUGCGAGUGCUAAUUUCGAGCCCUGAAAAGUAAUAAAAAAUAGAAGGAUUGUGAGUGGCACAUUAUCUUUUACCGUCCAGUAGAAGUAGGUCACUCAAGAAUCGAUAAUAAUUUAUGCAUUGUUUCAUAAAUAGGUUUCUUUCAAACUAAAUUGAAUUCUAAUCGGUCUGUAAUUGAUAUCGUUAGUACUAUGAUAAUUAUUAUUGUCGUUUUGUUCCUGUUAACUUAAUUUCGCAAUUCAAUAAUGAUGUACUUUAGUUUUCUAUGGAGACGUUGGUUUUUUUUCCUAUUGUAGACUUUCGGGCCCUUCUCGGCAACUGAAAACGAACCCGAGAAUACAACGAUAGGAAAGGUUUUUGCUGAGGAUAAAGACAUCGGAAAACAUGCUGAAAUAACAUAUUCAAUAACUGGUGCGAAUCAGUUAGUGGUAUUUACAUCACAUAUCCUAGUUUAGUUCGUACUUGUCAUUUUCGAGAGGAAAUUGUCGUUUAUGAAGAGUUAGGUACGCUUUAGUUCAAUAAAUUGCUUACAAUCUACAUGUUCAUUCAGUUUAAUUGCUAGGCAUCAACAGUCACUGUCAGACAGGGUGCGAUAUGCUACAGAGGAAUGUUGCUGCAUCAUGGUACACUUCAUCGUCUCACUCGAGCUUUCCUUUUCUUAAGUGUUUCAGGAGGGCACUUAAAAAUAUUACCUUCAUUAAACACGCGAGAAACAAAAGAGUGCUGUUUAAAUACGCAUGCGCAGCCGCCUUCUCAUCUUUAUUUAUCUGUAUCUUCGCGAUAGAUAAUUACUCGUUGCUCAUGAUGCAAAUUAGUGUUUCAUCAUUAGAAUCACCUAACGUGUCAUCUAUGAAGUUUAUUAUUAUCAUUAUCAUUAUUGUUAUUAAUAACAUGACCAGUUAAUUUUCAAGGAUUAAAAAGAAUUUUGGACAGGUCGUAGCUAAACCUCUAUCGUGCUUCGCGCUGUUAUCGCUAAUAUGCCAUUUAUGGCUGAAAUCUGUAUUUCCUACAUCCUGAUUUACUUUAUUCCUUCACCAGGGGGAGACACUGACAACUGUUUUGGAAUCAAUGGAGCUACCGGAAGAAUCUUUACUAACAAGCCAUUGGUAAAAAUUUUCAUUUACUAGUCAUAAAAUAUAAUUUCGAUUAAUUUUUACGUUGUUUUUUGGAAUUCUAUCCAAAUAUCAAUUGGUGUGUUUCAUAUAGGACCGCGAGAGGAUUAGGCACUACGAUCUUUCAGUGGCUGCAACCAAUGUCGCAUCCAGUCCACCCUUGAGCAGUGAGACAAUAGUGAGAGUCAAUGUCCUGGACACCAAUGACGAAGCGCCUCGUUUUAGUGUCCCUAGCUACAACGAGACGAUCUCCGAGGGAGCCAAGGCAGGAACAUCCAUUGUGAAAGUGUCCGCUCAAGAUAAAGAUCUGGUUAGUGCAGCUAUACCUCUAGUUAAAAGGAAGAGGUCUGCUUGAUGUAGAAUUAUGAUUGUCAGACCUGGUUUUAAAUUUGGUCCUGCAAAGCGCUAGAAAAAUUUCCCCCUGUACAGAAGUAUGCUUUCGAUUAAGGUACCAGUUUACAAGGUUACACAUCAAUGGGACCCGAUCGGUACUAGAAAAAGUGUCCGCUGUAUACAGGUGUCCGUUCCAUUAAGGUACCAGAUAGAAGGGUAAUUAUUGAAGAAUCCAUCAAAAACCACUUUGGGGCUAAACAAGUACAAUUGUGAUGUCACUCAACUGAAGGAAAAAGACAAUUUAGUAGCUUUUUUUUUUCUGUCGAGAUUAAAGUUAAUGUCCCUUGAGUGGAUUUACCCAUUGAAUGGAGUCAUUUUAUCAAAGGAACUUUACAGUAUACACCUGUUCCCUUGAGAAACUGAAGCGUCCAAGAGUUGUUCGUGUUUGUAAAGAGAUUCAGUGUUGAUUUAUUGGGUUUCUUUUUCGACACGCUAUAAAUCAAGAUCAAAGAUGAGAACAUUUCUAAGGGGGAACGUUAUUCUAUAUACUCCAUAUCGAUGAUUUAAGGUUAAGAACAUUAGAAAAUUAGAAUGAACUAAAUUACUUUACUUGUACGUUUGACGUUUGUACUUUUCAAUUCUGAUUUAAAUGGUAGAUAAUUGCAUUUGAUUUAAAAUUUUUCUUGAACAUUACUCAAAUUAAAAUUUAAACAUUGCUAUGGAUAGGUUUUAAUCUUCGUUACGAUGUAAACGUUACUUUUUAAAACUUUCUGUCCUAGGGUACUAACAGUCGUGUACUAUACAAAAUUAUGUAUGAUGAGAUAACUGCAAACGUGUUUGGCAUGAAUCAAGAUUCCGGAAUAAUGACGUUAAAAAACAACAUCGACGAAGAAGAAUACAGACGGUUUAUGAUUAUUGUAGAGGCAAAGGACCUUGGAUCACCCCAGCCCCUCUCGUCUGUUGUUCCUGUUUAUGUCAUCGUUGAUGACGUGAAUGACAAUCAGCCGAAGUUUGAAAAAAAGUUUUACAGGUAUUUACUUACGUGUACUUUUGUGUAAAAUGAAACCGUCCUCGCUCUCGCUCACUUAUCGGAAAGGCCAGCCAUAACAAAGAAACCAUUCACUUGCUAAAUUACAGAACCAAUGAAAUGUUUCUCUCACUCGGUACGUCAUGCUGCUUCCUUUUCCUUCUUUCCUUCAUUAAGUGCGUCAGUGUCUGAGACGGCUUCUAUUGGUUGGUCAGUUAUCAAGGUCAGAGCCACAGACCAAGAUAUGGGUCCAAAUGCCGAAAUGACUUACAAGAUAACACGAGGAGAUGAUCAGAGUAAGUCGCUAGAUUUACGAUCUAUCCUGGAGUAGUAAAUUGGUUUAAGUUUUGUUUUGCAGCUUCAAGUUUGUACAAGUGGACGAAUAAAAUUGUCCAUAAACGUUUCAUAACAAUUACUGAGAGAAUUCAAAACAUUAUGUCGAGGAAUUUUUUACAUAAUGUUCGUGGCCAAACCUUUUAAAUGGUAAUAGGAGAAAGAUUUACUGGUUUCACUAUCUUUGGUCAAUGCCGAGCUCUUUCCAGCAAUUGGUUUGUUUCCUUGCUCACCUUAGUGUUAGAACCUUGCAACGAAAUAAUGAAAUAUUGAACUACAGAAUUUAUAAAUUUUUGUGUUUUUUUUUUUUUUAAUAUCGUCUAGGUGACUUCCGUAUCGAUAACAGUGGUACUGUGUUCGUAAACAAGGGUCUGGAUCGAGAAAGGCAUUCUGCAUACACACUGGAGGUUCGAGCCUAUAAUUACAGAACCAAGGCUUUCAAUGAGACCAGUCGACCGCGGCAGAGAAAUGUAGAUGGUAGGCAUCGUCGUUUUGAAUUGUACUCUAUAUUUGUUUCUUUCGUUACUACAUGAAUUAAACAUAAGGAAAAUUGUAGAUCCUGUUGUAAGUUUUCAGGAUCAAAUGUUUUCCUCAAAACAAGGACUUUCAGCUUGCAAACGUAUCUCACAUGAAAGCAACUUAUCGAAUUUUCUCUGUGAUUAAAGGUGAUAAAGGUCCCAUAAAAACAUAGUUAAAACCCCCAUGUUUUUUGGUCUCGUUUUCAUAUUCCUUUUUGUUUCAGCUGAAGGUUAUUUGUAUGACAUUUCAACCCUCAUCAUAACUAUACUUGAUAUCAACGAUAACGCUCCUAGGUUCAUCAGACCGCUCUUCACUGGAGGUAAGAUCAUCAAAUCAGGCCGAAUAAAAUCAUCAUGAUACUCUGCGGACAUAACUCUGUUAUGUGAGGAAUACUCUACCCCUACCCCUGCCCCCACAGGGGUCGAUGAAAUCGUAAGCCAUGUAAUCAUGGCUAAGGGCAAGUUAUUCUUGUACAUAUCCUCGUUUGAUUUCCUUCGUUUUAUUUUAUGUUUAUUUUUUUCUUGGUAAUCCACUUUUGCCCUGAUGAUUUAAUACGAAAGUAAACAUCGGGAAAAUGAAUAGCAAUAUCUGUUUUUUCAGGUAUUGCAGAAGCUGCAGGUUUUGACUCGUACAUCAUGAAAGUCAAGGUAUGAGAAGAAGAAUAUGUUGUACAUAAAAUUUUUAUCCUAACAGCCAGCAAAAUAAAAUAUCUUUGAGCUGGUAUCUUAGUUUUCUACAACCAUCUGAAAGUGUUUGAAUUGGUUACUGCUCUUUACUAAUAUAGACACAUUUACGACUUUGGCAUGAAUGAGAUAAAAUUUAAACCUUCUUUGACCUGGAAAAAACCGCGAACAACCUCGUAUCUUUGUAAUAAAUGGACUCGCACUGAUGCUAUGAGCAUGUACAAAGUUGAAUUUUCGAUAAAUUUUCUCAUAAUUAUUUCAGGCUACAGAUAGAGACGCGGGUAAUUUUAGUGCGGUGCAGUACAGAAUAUCCUCUGGAAAUGAUGGCGGCUUUUUCAAAAUAGACGAAGACACUGGAUUUAUAACAACAGCCAGCAACUUUAAAGGGAAGAAGGGCGAACGUUUUGAAAUUAAAGUCAGUGCUCAUGACAACUACGGCAAACCUCCUACAAACGAGGCUGAUGGAGAGGCCACGGUUCAGGUACUUUAUUUUGAGGUGGUUACAACCAAUGUAAUUAGCACUUCUACGCAAACACUCAGGAAUGCACACGCACCAACAUAUAGCUAGCAUAUCAACACUUGUACAUGCCACCUAUGUAAGUCUGUAUUUAAAGUUGUUUGAAAGCUGAUUGGUUUUGAAAAGUAAAAAAGAAUGAUCAAAAUUAAGAACAACGAAUUAGUUACUAAACUCAAGCUAAGAAAAAGAUAGUAGAAUGCUGAUGGGGUUAUCGAACUCGUCCAUGAGUUGUUAGCAUAAUUAUUCCAUAAAUAUUCAACUGGGUAUGAGAUAUACAGUAAAAUAAUCGAAUUAAUUGUUGAUGCGUGCAGCUAUCAUUUAUACGGUCGAUAACACGUCCUACAGAUAUUUGUUCUUGUUGACGAGCAACGCGUAACUCUCAAGGCUGAAGUUGACCCAUCUCUUAUCGAGAGAAAUAAGGAGGAAUUUAUAAGGUUAGAGACUACAUGAUUGAAAUUGGUUCUUUACUCUUUUUAAUGCUUUAUAAUAUGAUUCUCAAUAAAGUAUUUGUAUUCGCAUGUCGCAAGUUGCACAUCCCACAUCUACUUUGACGUAUCUAACUUACUGUAAGUUUUAAAUUUCCAGUUUCCACGGCUUUGUUUCGAACGUUAGUGGAAGAGGCCUCAGAAAUUAUCAUAUUAUCUAUAAACACAUCCAUGGACAAUUCCAUCAAUUCCUCCAUUCCACAUUUCUUUCCUUCUUUGUGAAUUCUUUUCGUCUUUAUUCCGUCACUUUUGUCACUUCGAUUCAUUAGAUUUAAAUUGUGUUCCUAUCCACAGCAACAGUGUCUUUUAUGUGAUCUGAUCUGUGAAUCCGUUCAUGAAACGAGGGGAUUCAAAACGUUUCCUAAUUGGCUCAGCAAACUCAUUUCAAUAUCUUCAUCCUCUCGGCCUGAUCACCUAGCAUACCUAUAUUUUUCUACUGAAUAAAUUUCAGACUGAGAUUGGCUGCCCCACUUAUUCUUAUCAAGGGGACUGCGUGUUGUAUUCAAUAGACUGUCUUUUACAGAUAAUGAAUGCUCUAUUUUAUUUAAUUAUAAUCAAUUUUUUUGUGUUGUUUCCUCAGUGUGUUGAAUAACAUAACCGAGGCCGAGGUGAAUAUAGAGGCGAUUUUCAAAGUUUUUUCAGAGAACUCUGAGGGUAAGCAGAUCGCAAAUUCUGAGGUGUUGUUCCACGCUGUUGACCUCAAUACUCAGACCAUCAUGACCAGCAAUGAAGUGCUAAGGUAAAUAUUUCACCAUUAUGGUAAUGUAAAGAUAUGUUACUAAAACCCCAUUUUUUUUUAAUUUAAGAGAGACAACUAAUGCUUAGCUUUCUUUUAAUAAUUUUUCAUACGUUAGACAGUAUGUUUAGGUAAUCGCAAGGUUGCGAAUUCAAUUUGUAGUUUGUAGAAAUUCAAAGAGCUUGCAAAUGUUUAUGCCAAUUUACACCAGGCUGAACUGCUACCUACUGUUUUUCUUACGUUCCUCCUUGUUAUUUAUCCAUUUACUACCAAAGAAACCUCAAAACAUUAGGAACAACUAUUUCCUUUUUACAACGAAAAAAAUAGGCUAUAGUUAAACGUGAUUACGUUUUUGCUACUCCAGCACCAUUGAAAAGCACACUGACCAGUUGGAGACCUUGUACGCCAGAUGGAAAAUCAGAGCUCCCAUCGCUUCCACCACACAACGUCCAACAGAGGACAGUGGCCUGGGUAAUGCUGAACUAGCACUUAUCAUCCUUGGAUCUGUAGUUGGGCUGCUGUUGUUACUGGGUCUGUGUUUUGCCGUAAAGACACGUUGCAGGUAACUAUAUUCAAUGCAUUUACAAUUUUCAACUGAGUGUCGAAAGAAAACGCAAAAUUAAGGUUUCCUUCGUAUGAUUGUAACAACUCUCUAAUGCCUAAUUGUCUCCGUCAUGAGGAGUAACGCUCACUCUUUUACGCAUACCAGCCUAAGAACCAUUUUAAUUUUCAAAGUGAAUCAUAAUCCUCUACGUUGUCUCUUUUUUAGAGUAAAGAAACGUGAAAUGUACAAUUCGCCAAGAGCACGAAGAAAGCUUGGUAGCACCAAUCGCAAGUAGGUGUUUUAAAUGGAGCUCCUGAUAUUUCAAUACGACCAUGCCAUCGAUCGGUACUAUGUUUAAAGAAUGUGUGAUCACGCUGAAACAGGAAAACAACUGAACAAUUAUUUCACUACCUUAACUGGAAGCUUUCCUUUUCAGUUCUUCUUAGAAAAAAGUGAAUAAAGAGUACCAUCCUUUAUAAAUUAUCAGUAUUUCUCUUUAAUUUUAUUUGGUGGACUAAGACUUGUGAUAAUCACAAAGGUAUCUUUAUUUAUGUGUAAACGUUCCUUAUCCUCCUAUUUCAUCAAGCUUGCAAACCAUGAAAAUCCCAUGGCCUUCUCGUGUUCAGGUAUACUUUGCAUUAUAAAAAUUAUUUCUAUAUUUUUUCUUCUUCCAGUGGCUCCUGGUCGUAUUAUGAUGACGUCAUUGGAACUAUUGAAGACAAGAGUGUAGCUUCUGUCAGGUAUAAUAAAGCUGUAUUAACGUUUACCCACUGCUUAAAAUCAUACUUUUCUCCGAUAUCUAAUUGAAUUUUAGUCCUUACCGGACAAAAUCAUUCACUAACUGAGUGGUGCAUAUAAUAUGUUUCUUGCCUUGCUUAUCUUUGUGAAUUCGUUAACUUUUUCAUUACGAACUUGUUUUUUGUUGCAGGAUGUCUCAUCCGUAUGGAAGCGACCCAGGAAUGUACAGCGGCUCAGAUUAUGUGCUCACUAAGAAAGGACGGUAAGUUGUUGACAAUGAAAUUUACUAACGCACUGUGACCCUCAUUUAGGUUAUACUCUCCAGGCUUGAAAAACUCUCCCUUGAAUGGAGGUCUUUUUAGACGAGAGUGAAAAAUGCUGAGGGCUUGGAGCGUAAUGCACUGAUCAGGAUCUAACUUUGUGUCCCUUGAGUAGAGUUGUCCCGAAGUAGAGAUACAACAAUGUUGGUAUCGGAUUUUCAAGCAAAUUUUUGUACCUUUAUUUUACUGUUUUAUCCAUUACGUUGUUUCUUGUUUACCGGUGCACGAGAACUUAUUUUAUUACUCACCUGUAAUUUACCAUUUUCUUUUCACAUUCAGUAUAUAUUCCAACACACAGUUAAUCUUUAAAAAUUAAUAUUCUCUUUGGUAGAAGUUGCCAUGAACCAAUGGGGACCUUUUAGGUUUGGCGGAAUCUCAGCAAAAUUUCUGAAAGUUUUGCAAAAAGGGGCAUUUAACAGCACAACCCUCCAUAGUCUCUAGGAUUAACAGACACUUUUUUUCUUACAGCUCAUUGGAAGACAGAAUUUGGGAUGAUGAGCCUGACUGCUAUUUAUCACAGGUUACAAAUGCCAUCAAAAAUUAGUAUCUUGACCUAUAAAAAAGAUAAUGUUGUAAUAUUAAGUGAUAACUGCGCCUGUAGUUAAAGGUGCAAAGAUUUAAUGCGAAAAUGAGUUCAACCUUGAGAAAAUAAUGAAACGUCAUUUUCUCUUCGUCCAACAGAAUAUCUGGCAUCUGUUUUCUCUUCGUUGCAUGCACAUGAAAAAUUGAUACUAUCUAAACUUAUUCAGGCAAGCUCAAAAUUUGCGAUAUUUCCUACCCAUUCGGCUGCUUCUAGCAGUAUGUCAGAGGGACGCUUUGUCCCAAUCCCGAGGCGAAGUUUUGACAACUUCUCUCUGUACUCUUUAGGAUUCAAAUUCUAAAAUCGACUCAUACCUUGAUGAUGACGGCGAAUCAGAACACGGUGCAGCCGGAAGUGAUAUCAGCCAGGAAAGCUCCGUCCACUCAUCGAAACUAACAGCUGACGGCAUGGUGGUUACUAAAGUCUAGCAGGAUACAUCUCUUUCUUUGAAAUACGAAUCAUUACAGUACUGAGUUCAAAUUUUUUCGGCGAGAAUGGACUAAAACGGUCUCUUCUGACUUAUCUUAUUGUCAAAAUUACUUGAUGCAACUUUUUAGCGCUUCUAGAAUCAUUAAAUAAUGAGCAGGUGCUAUAGGCAAAAUGUAUUUAAAAAACGCGAGUUGUAUAUCCUUUUACUUGGCCACUUGGGUGUUAGAAUGCAUGAGUGAGGCGUUUUUCGUCUUGAAUUGUGAGAACAUUUUGAUUAAACUGUUCCCUUUAGUUGUCAGCAUGAGGAGGAAGGAACUCAUUGUUAUAAAUUAAUAACACUGAGGGCGUUUUCAGUUUCCAACGAGCCUUUCAAAACGUGUCUUCGAAUGUGCACAGUCGAAUUUUCAUCUCAUUUUCUUUACUAUUUUGAUGUUUGGAAAAAAGCUAUAUUGUAUUUGCAUCACACUUCUUCUCUGAUGAUUUAAGUCUACGGCUAAUCAUUUUCAGGAAAUGGGCAUGUUCGAGCAACUCGAGCAACUAGUUAAAGGAAAGUUUAUUUUCGCGUUCACUGAGCUUGACAUUCAGAGUGAAAAUCUCGCCGGGAAUCGGCGCAGAGCUCCUCGCUGAUCGUUUGGUUUUCAUUUGAUAUUACCUAUUGUCACAUUAUGGACUUUCCAGGGGGACUUCAGAGUGGUUUAUUAGGACCUGCCUUCUCGCGAUCAGCCUUAUCAGGACCUGUUAGCGGUAGGUCCCGCAAGCAAUUAGAAAGACC
Molecule: messenger RNA, 52496 nt
Organism: Pocillopora meandrina
Lineage: Eukaryota; Metazoa; Cnidaria; Anthozoa; Scleractinia; Pocilloporidae
Source: the annotation of a GenBank genome assembly